AAUGCCACUCUCUCUGCAUGGUGGCAGCAGCCGCCCCCGACCCCAACGCUCUACUGACGAUGUCACUUCCUGUGGCGGGCGAGAGAGACACAGGGGCGACUGCUGCCACUUCACCAUCAGGCGCUGCCAGCGGGGUGCUGAAUAUGAGGCUGGAGAGGGUUAGCACCAGGCUUCACUCUUCCUGUUUCUAUCUCUGCCCAUUGGCGUAGGGAUAAAGUAGAAUGGGGCAUACACUACUCUGUGCCAUGCUUCUCUCUUGAAUUCUAAUCAACACUCACUUUUCACUCCAACAGUUGUUGAUUCUCGAAAGCAGUGUUUCUCAAUAAACUCCUGAUUGACUCCCAAGGGGUUCACCUAUUUUUCUCCAACUAAUCAACCACACAAGUCCUAGAUUAGUCGAUGUCAUGUGUUUUAGUGCUGGGCUGGAACAAAAAGUGCACCCUGGUGGGUUUACCAGUAACAAAGUGAGUAACAAAGAUUCUAUGUGUAAAACGUUUUUAUCUCUUCAAAAUAAAGGCCAGGGAUACCAUUAGAAGAGAAGAUCUAUUUGAAACUGAGAGCUGGCUAUUAUACAAUAUGAAUGGGAAGGCUGGAUGCUGAAACAUAUCAGUGUAUAGGUCAUACUAACCAUUGAAACUAUGUAUUUUUAAUAGUGUUGUCCUAUUGAGUGGACAGUACACACAGUAUCGAUCUCUCUCCCUCCCAUGAAAUAUGUGAAUAUCCUGCAGGUUGAGUUCUUGGUAUUUUUAUGACGUCAGCGCUAUAGAACUGAUUAAUUAUGGACAUUGGCCGGAGAGCUGAGUUGUUUUACGGUAAGCAGCCAGUAAUUUAACCAUCAGUUGAAUUCAAAGUGCUUUGAGUUCUGUGUGUGUGUGUGUUGGUGGCCCCUUUGAGGUAAUAAAUGCUGGAAUGUUAAAAGCUAUUAACAAUUAUUGAAUCAUCAAUAUCUCAAAAGCAUUGUGCUGGAGUGCAGGCACGGUGUGGGUGUGUCUGCGUCUGCGUAUUUAAGAAGCAUACCUCUGAGAGCGAGCCAAAGGUCGUAACCUCUUAAUGAAAAGCUAAUUGGCCGAUGCAGAGUCAGUGAUGUCACUAGUACUGCCUGGGGCAGUGAGUUUGCAUAUUUUACCAUGCAGUGUGUGCAUGUUAGUUUAUCUGUAUCACAGGGUAUGGCUGUAUGUGUGUGUGUGUGUGUGUUUACGUACCUGUGAGACUGUGUGUGUAUGUGUGGCCAUAGAGACUUUGUGUGAGUGUUCAUGGUCUGACUGUGGUUGGUCUUUUAUAGGCUACACUUGUCCUGUAUCAGGUUGUAUACUGAGUGUGUGUGUGAAUAUCUGUUUAUGCUACAUAUUAUGUCAGCGAAUGUGUGUGUGUGUGUGCACAGGGGAGUAUCUGUGUCUUUAUGACUCAGGGAACCCACUCUGACUCACAGUAAGCCGAUCUACAGAACAAGGAGAAUACCCACUAUCCCCUCUGGGCCCCUCUGGUGAUGGCGAGGUGGGAGUGUCUUCUCAACAGCCCUGUCUUGUAUUGAUCCAUAAUGGAGAACUUUCUUCCGCCAGUUGCCCAGGACCAUUGCAUUAUUAUAUGAGUCAGGGGUGCUACUGGGUGCUGGUCAUAGCCACAAUGCUGGGAAUAGACUAAAAGGGAAAGAAAUAGUGAUAGUGAAGAUGAAACUGGAGUUUUUUUUAUGCACUCCCUCACUCACACACACGCAUACAUGCACCCCCCCCCCCCCCCCCUCUCUCUCAGUUAUUUUCUUCCUCUACAGUACUUCUUGAACUCAGAGUAAUUGUCAGUCUACUGGGUAUAAUAGUAUUAGCAAGCUAACACACUUUCAUUACACCAGAUGAAAAAUAAUUCUCUACACUGGCCAUAUUUUACUUUGCUGUAGACUUAAACAGGCAAUUUAGGCAUACGGAUUAAACAAUUAUGGCGAUGAAAUAAUUAGCAUUUACUAAUGACUUGAAACCACUGGAAGCAUUGGAAGUAUGAUUGUGGAAUAAAUAAAUGCUGGUUGAGAAAGGGUGAAAGUAAUACAGGCUUAUCAAUCCUGCUAUUGUGUUAGUCAAGUCGAGUGUUUUGGGACAAUGGUAACAUUCCAAUAUCCUCUCUGUUUCUCACAAUCUUUCUUUCUUUCUCUCUCUCUCUCUCUCUCGCUCUCUCUCUCGCUCUCUCUCUCUCUCUCUCUCUCUCUCUCGCUCUCUCUCUCUCUCUCUCUCUCUACUCCUCUUUCUCUCUCUCUCUCUAUCUACUCCUCUCUGCGAGCCAUUCCUCAUGUGUCUGUAUGGUUGUGAUAAUAGCUAACCCUGUCAACAAGAAUGAGGGAGGGCAACAAAACGCUGAGGCCCUCCAAAUAUCACAGACACCGUGCCUGCCUGCCCGCCCGCCGCAGUCUCAAUUAAAUUACAAAUGUGUUCUCUGGCCUGAUUGCAGGAUCGGUAAAUGUUUGCCUACUCGACGGGCGAUUGAUUGCCACCAAGUUGAGCGAGCAGAAUUUCACGGCAGAGUGAGCAUGGAGAGGAGAGAGGGAUGAGAGAUGAAAGGGGGGACAGGUAGAGGAGGGGACAGGAACGAACAUGGGUGCCAGAUUGAAAUACUUGAGGCAGUUUCAUAGAUGCAUGGACACACACACACACACACACACACACACACACACACACUGAAAUGCAGGAAGUGUGUAAGCCAUGUUAGCAGAUUCUAUACUCCCAUAGAUCUAUAGUAAUAUGUAAACCGAUACAUACUGUAGCCACACCUGGUUUAGCUAUCAGUCCCCUCUCAGAGCUAUCAGUCUAUGGUUCUCGAUCUGCUAUCAGUCCCCUCUCAGAGCUAUCAGUCUGUGGUUCUCGAUCUGCUAUCAGUCCCCUCUCAGAGCUAUCAGUCUGUGGUUCUGGAUCUGCUAUCAGUCUAUAACCAGGGGAGGGAUCCAUCUUAACUCUAUUGGUCGUCUAGUUUGUCUGUCUAUAACCAGGGGAGGGAUCCAUCUUAACUCUAUUGCUCGUCUAGUUUGUCUGUCUAUAACCAGGGGAGGGAUCCAUCUUAACUCUAUUGGUCGUCUAGUUUGUCUGUCUAUAACCAGGGGAGGGAUCCAUCUUAACUCUAUUGCUCGUCUAGUUUGUCUGUCUAUAACCAGGGGAGGGAUCCAUCUUAACUCUAUUGCUCGUCUAGUUUGUCUGUCUAUAACCUCGGCAUUCAUUCCUGGUCCUGGAGAGCUUCAGGUGGUACAGGCUUUUUGCUCCAUCCCAGCGCUGACACAGCUGACUAAUCUAACCAAGGGCUUGUUGAACAGUCGAUUAGAUCUAUCAGGCGUGUUAGUGCUGGUCUGGAAUGAAAACAUGCACCCCCUGCGGCUUCUAACCACAUGAACCAAGGCAUGAACUCCCACUGGUGAUAGAAUACAUCCUCCCAUAUAUUCCCCCUCAAAGAAUAUUGCAUAUAGGAUUACAUAUCAUUGUGGGACAUUCUUGGCAUACAUACUACACAUACUACAUACUAUGCAUAUUACAUACUACACAUACUACACAUAAUACACAUACUACAUACUACACAUAAUACACAUACUACAUAUUAUACAUUCUGCACAUACUACACACUACAUACUGCACAUACUAUACAUACUACACGUACUACACAUUCUACAUACUACAAAUACUAUACAGUCGUGGUCAAAAGUUUUGAGAAUGACACAAGUAUUGGUCUUCACAAAGUUUGCUGCUUCAGUGUUAUGAGAUAUUUUUGUCAGAUGUUACUAUGGUAUACUGAAGUAUAAUUACAAGCAUUCCAUAAGUGUCAAAGGCUUUUAUUGAGAAUUACAUUAAGUUUAUGCAAAGAGUCAAUAUUUGCAGUGUUGACCCUUCUUUUUCAAGACCUCUGCAAUCCGCCCUGGCAUGCUGGCAAUUAACUUCUGGACCACAUCCUGACUGAUGGCAGCCCAUUCUUGCAUAAUCAAUGCUUGGAGUUUGUCAGAAUUUGUGGGUUUUUGUUUGUCCACCCGCCUCUUGAGGAUCGACCACAAGUUCUCAAUGGGAUUAAGGUCUGGGGAGUUUCCUGGCCAUGGACCCAAAAUGUCAAUGUUUUGUUCCCAGAGCCACUUAGUUAUCACUUUUGCCUUAUGGCAAGGUGCACCAUCAUGCUGGAAAAGGCAUUGUUCGUCACCAAACUGUUCUUGGAUGGUUGGGAGAAGUUGCUCUCUGAGGAUGUGUUGGUACCAUUCUUUAUUCAUGGCUGUUUUCUUAGGCAAAAUUGUGAGUGAGCCCACUCCCUUGGCUGAGAAGCAACCCCACACAUUAAUGAUCUCAGGAUGCUUUAAUGUUGGCAUGACACAGGACUGAUGGUAGCGCUCACCUUGUCUUCUCCGGAGAAGGUGUUUUCCGGAUGCCCCAAACAAUCGGAAAGGGGAUUCAUCAGAGAAAAUGACUUUACCCCAGUCCUCAGCAGUCCAAUCCCUGUACCUUUUGCAGAAUAUCAGUCUGUCCCUGAUGUUUUUCCUGGAGAGAAGUAGCUUCUUUGCUGCCCUUCUUGACACGAGGCCAUCCUCCAAAAGUAUUCGCCUCACUGUGCGUGCAGAUGCACUCACACCUGCCUGGUGCCAUUCCUGAGCAAGCUCUGCACUGGUGGUGCCCCGAUCCCGCAGCUGAAUCAACUUUAGGAGACGGUCCUGGCGCUUGCUGGACUUUCUUGGGCGCCCUGAAGCCUUCUUCACAACAAUGGAACCUCUCUCCUUUAAGUUCUUGAUGAUCCGAUAAAUGGUUGAUUUAGGUGCAAUCUUACUAGCAGCAAUAUCCUUGCCUGUGAAGCCCUUUUUGUGCAAAGCAAUGAUGACGGCACGUGUUUCCUUGCAGGUAACCAUGGUUACUGUCAAGGACGGGCGUAGGUGUGGUGUGGAAUCAAUUGCAGGAUGCAGAUGCAAGUCCAAAAACACUUUAAUAAAGUCCACAGAAAUAACGCACUCAGCGUAAAAGUACAACAUACGCACAACGUGCGGACUCUCUAAUAACAUAGAGCACAAACUGACUGGCAACACCUGCUGACAUAGAACAACUACACACAACCACAAGACAGAAACAACGAGAACUUAAAGGACACAUAAUCAAGACGAAAUGAGCAACAGGUGUAACAAAUCAGACCAAACCAAACACACACAGAAACAACGAACGGUGGCAGCUAGUACUCCGGGGAUGACGACCGCCGAAGCCUGCCCGAACAAGGAGAAGGAGCAGCCUCGGCCGAAACCGUGACAGUACCCCCCCCUUGACGCGCGGCUCCAGCCGUGCGCCGACCCCGGCCUCGGGGACGACCAGGAGGACGCGGAGCAGGGCGCGUGGGAUGACCACGAUGGAACUCAGUCAGAAGAGACGGGUCUAAGAUAUCUCUCCUCGGCACCCAGCACCGCUCCUCCGGACCGUACCCCUCCCACUCCACAAGAUAUUGGAGACCCCCCAUCCGGCGUCUCGAAUCCAGGAUGGACCGAACUGUGUACGCCGGAGCCCCCUCGAUGUCCAGCGGGAGCGGAGGAGUCUGCUAUCUCACACUCCUGGAGUGGACCAGCUACCACCGGCCUGAGGAGAGACACAUGGAACGAGGGAUUAAUAUUCUUAUACUCAAUAGGAAGUUGUAAUCUGUAACACACCUCGUUCAACCUCCUCAGGACUUUAAAAGACCCCACAAACCGCCGACCCAGCUUCCGGCAGGGCAGGCGGAGGGGCAGGUUUAUGGUCGAGAGCCAGACUCAAUCUCCCGGUGCGUACACCGGUCCCUCACUGCGGUGGAGAUCGGCGCUCGCCUUGUGUUGACGGAUGGCCCGCUGCAGAUGUACGUGAGCAGCGUUCCACGUCUCCUCCGAGCGCCGCACCCACUCAUCCACCGCAGGGGCCUCGAUCUGGCUCUGAUGCCAAGGUGCCAGAGCCGGCUGGUAACCUAAUACACAUUGGAAAGGAGUGAGUCUGGUGGAAGAGUGGCGAAGGGAGUUCUGGGCCAUCUCGGCCCAGGGAACAUACCUCGCCCACUCCUCCGGCCGGCCCUGGCAAUACGACCUCAGAAACCUACCCACAUCCUGGUUUACUCGUUCAACCUGCCCAUUGCUCUCCGGGUGGUACCCCGAGGUAAGGCUCACCGAGACCCCCAAGCGCUCCAUGAACGCUCUCCAGACUCGAGAGGUAAACUGGGGGCCUCGAUCAGACACUAUAUCCUCGGGUACCCCGUAAUGCCGGAAGACGUGAGUGAAUAGUGCCUCAGGGGUCUGUAGGGCAGUGGGAAGACCCGGCAUGGGAAGGAGACGACAGGCCUUCGAGAACCGAUCCACAACGACCAGGAUGGUGGUAUUUCCCUGGGAGAGGGGAAGAUCAGUAACGAAAUCCACCGAGAGGUGAGACCAGGGUCGUUGUGGAACGGGCAGGGGUUGUAACUUACCCCUGGGCAAAUGUCUGGGUGCCUUACACUGGGCACAUACCGAACAGGAGGAAACAUAAACCCUCACAUCCCUGGCUAACGUUGGCCACCAGUACUUAGUGCUAAGGCAGUGCACCGUCCGGCCAAUCCCUGGAUGUCCAGAGGAGGGUGACGUGUGAGCCCAAUAUAUAAGUCGAUCCCGAACCUCGAACGGCACGUACGUCCGACCCACAGGACACUGUGGAGGGCUAGGAUCGGUACGCAACGCCCGCUAGAUUUCGGAAUCGACCUCCCACACCACCGGUGCCACCAGGCAAGACGGCGGGAGUAUGGGCGUGGGCUCAACGGACCUCUCCUCCGUGUCAUACCGCCGGGACAGAGCAUCUGCCUUACCAUUCUGGGACCCAGGGAUGUACGUGAUCUUAAAAACGAACCGGGCCAGAAACAUAUUCCACCUAGCCUGGCGAGGGUUCAGUCUCCUAGCUGCCCGGAUGUACUCCAGGUUUCGGUAGUCUGUCAAAAUGAGGAAAGGGUGUUGAGCCCCCUCUAGCCAAUGCCUCCACACCUUUAGGGCCUGGACCACGGCUAGCAGCUCCCUGUCCCCCACGUCAUAAUUUCGCUCCGCCGGACUGAGCUUUUUAGAGUAAAAAGCACAGGGGCGGAGUUUCAGGGGCGUGCCAGAUCGUUGCUAGAGCACGGCCCCUAUACCGGCUUCAGACGCGUCUACCUCGACCUGGAAUGGGAGUGCGGGAUCCGGAUGCGCCAACACCGGCGCCGAGGUAAACAGGUCCUUCAGUCUCCCAAAAGCCCUAUCCGCCUCAGCAGACCACUGCAAGCGCACCGGACCUCCCUUUAGUAGAGACGUUAUGGGAGCUGCCACCUGUCCAAAGCCCCGGAUAAACCUCCUGUAGUAAUUCGCAAAACCCAAGAACCGCUGCACCUCUUUAACAGUAGUUGGAGUUUGCCAAUUAUGCACGGCCGACACACGGUCAACCUCCAUCUUAACCCCUGACGCAGACAACUGAUAACCCAAAAAGGAGACAGACUCCUGGAAAAACAGACAUUUCUCUGCCUUGACAUACAGAUCAUGCUCCAACAAUCUCCUCAAUACUCGGCGCACCAGGGCUACAUGCUCGGCUCGGGUAGAAGAAUACACUAGAAUGUCGUCAAUGUACACGACCACUCCCUGCCCCUGCAUAUCCCGGAAGAUCUCAUCAACGAAGGAUUGGAAGACUGAAGGAGCAUUCAUUAACCCGUAUGGCAUGACGAGAUACUCGUAAUGACCCGAGGUGGUACUAAAUGCUGUCUUCCAUUCGUCUCCCUCCCUAAUACGCACCAAGUUGUAUGCGCUCCUGAGAUCCAAUUUUGUGAAGAAACGCGCCCCGUGUAAAGACUCCGUCAUAGUCGCAAUCAGAGGGAGUGGAUAACUGUAUUUCACAGUAAUCUGAUUGAGACUGCGGUAAUCAAUACACGGGCGCAAACCUUCCAUCCUUUUUCUUCACAAAAAAGAAACUCGAGGACGCAGGGGAAGUGGAGGGCCGUAUGUAUCCCUGUCUCAGAGACUCGGCUAUGUAAGUCUCCAUAGCUCUCUUCUCCUCUUGAGACAGAGGAUACACAUGGCUCCGCGGAAGCGCAGCUCCUACCUGGAGGUCUAUCGCACAAUCCCCCUGUCUAUGUGGUGGCAAUUGCGUCGCCUUCACUUUACUAAACACAAUUGCUAAAUCAUCAUACUCGGGGGGAAUGUGGAAUGCCGGCAGUUGGUUUGGACAUUCCACCGAGGUCGCCCCUACGGAAACGCCCAGACAUCGCCCUACACACUGGACAGACCACUCCUUGAGAGCCCUCUGUUGCCACGAAAUAGAGGGAUUAUGAGUAAUCAACCAGGGAAGCCCCAGCACCACCGGAUACGCAGGAGAGUCUAUAAGAUAUAGCUGAAUAGUCUCCUCAUGACCCUCCUGCGUCCCCAUCCUAAGUGGAGCUGUGACCUCCCUAAUCAACCCCGAUCCCAACGGACGGCUAUCUAAAGCAUGUACAGGGAAGGGACUACUGACUGGAAGGAGGGGAAUCCCUAACUCAGCACAAAAUCGCCGAUCUAUAAAAUUCCCAGCUGCGCCUGAAUCUACUAGCGCCUUAUGCUGGGAAUGAGGUGCAACCUGUGGGAAGCAAACAGGUAUGGUUAGGUGAUCAACAGAGAGCUCUGGGUAAGUGGGGCGCCUACUCACCUGGAAGGACUCCCCAGAGCGUGGCCUGCCGUCUCUCCCCUAGGAGACCCCCCCCAGCACCUGGCCGCAGUGUGUCCUCCACGGCCACAGUAGGUACAGGGGUUGGUUCCCCUGGGGCUCCUUCUCCUCUCCUCUCUAGCGCCAGCACCCCCGAGCUCCAUAGGACUAGGCUCGGAGGUGCUGGAGGGUGGAAUGGACGACCCCCACUCAGGACAUCCGCGUGUGGCCAACAGGGUGUCGAGGCGAAUGGCCAUGUCAACUAACUGGUCAAACGUGAUGGUGGUGUCCCUGCAGGCCAACUUACGACGGACGUCCUCCCGUAGGCUGCAGCGGAAGUGGUCUAUGAGGGCCCGCUCAUUCCACCCUGCGUCUGCCGCUAGAGUCCGGAACUCCAGUGUAAAAUCCUGUGCGCUCCUCUUCCCCUGUCGGAGGUAGAAUAGACGUUCUCCCGCCGCCUUCCCCUCAGGUGGAUGGUCGAAUACAGCCCUGAAGCGACGGGAGAACUCCGCAUAGGUGAUCGUUGCGGGGUCUAUUCUCCUCCAUUCGGCGUUGGCCCACUCCAACGCCUUGCCGGUGAGACAGGAGAUGAGGGCGGAAACGCUCUCGUGUCCCGAGGGCACCGGGUGUACGGUGGCGAGGUAGAGUUCUACUUGUAGGAGGAAACCUUGACACCUGGCAGCGGUACCAUCAUACGCCCUCGGGAGCGAGAGCCGAAUCCCACUGGGUUCCGGAGCGUGGACUAAGGGACUGACCGGUGCUGGUGGUACUGUGGGAGGAGGCGUGGGUGCCCAACUGGUCUCCAGGCGAUGCAGGGUAUUCAUUACUCCUUGUAAUGUGUUGGUGAUCUGGGCUAUCCUGUCAACCUGUCCGCGGACGCGCUCCUCCCAUGACUCGGUCGCUGCUGCUGCUCCUGCUGAUUCCAUGAAUGGUGUGUAGUUCUGUCAAGGACGGGCGUAGGUGUGGUGUGGAAUCAAUUGCAGGAUGCAGAUGCAAGUCCAAAAACACUUUAAUAAAGUCCACAGAAAUAACGGCUACAAACAGAGCCGGUUGAACAAGGAAAAAAUAAACGCACUCAGCGUAAAAGUACAACAUAUGCACAACGUGCAGACUCUCUAAUAACAGAGCACAAACUGACUGGCAACACCUGCUGACAUAGAACAACUACACACAACCACAAGACAGAAACAACGAGAACUUAAAGGACACAUAAUCAAGACGAAAUGAGCAACAGGUGUAACAAAUCAGACCAAACCAAACACACACAGAAACAACGAACGGUGGCAGCUAGUACUCCGGGGACGACGACCGCCGAAGCCUGCCCGAACAAGGAGAAGGAGCAGCCUCGGCCGAAACCGUGACAGUUACAGAGGAAGAACAAUGAUUUCAAGCACCACCCUCCUUUUAAAGCUUCCAGUCUGUUAUUCUAACUCAAUCAGAAUGACAGAGUGAUCUCUAGCCUUGUCCUCGUCAACACUCUCACCUGUGUUAACGAGAGAAUCACUGACAUGAUGGCAGCUGGUCAUUUUGUGGCAGGGCUGAAAUGCAGUAGAAAUGUUUUUUGGGGAUUGAAGUUCAUUUUCAUGGCAAAGAAGGACUUUGCAAUUCACUGUAAUUCAUCUGAUCACUCUUCAUGACAUUCUGGAGUAUAUGCAAAUUGCCAUCAUCAAAACUGAGGCAGCAGAUUUUGUGAAAAUUAGAAUUUGUGUAAUUCUCAAAACUUUUGACCACGACUGUACAUACUACACAUACUUCACAUACUGCACAUAAUAUAUACUAAACAUACUACACAUACAACAUACUGCACAUAAAACAUACUUCACAUACUACAUACUGCACAUACUACACCUACUACAUACGACACCUACUGCAAACUACAUACUACACAUUCUGCAUAAUACACAUACUGCAUAUACCACACAUACUACACAUUGUACAUACUACACAUACUGCACAUACUACAUACUGCACAUACUACACAUUCUACAUACUACACAUUCUACACAUACUACACACUACACAUUCUACGUACUAUACAUACUACACAUACUGCACAUACUACACAUACUACACAUACUGCAUACUAAACUUACUGUGGUCCUCUGUAGCUCAGCUGGUAGAGCACGGCGCUUGUAACGCCAAGGUAGUGGGUUCGAUCCCCGGGACCACCCAAACACAAAAAUGUAUGCACGCAUGACUGUAAGUCGCUUUGGAUAAAAGCGUCUGCUAAAUGGCAUAUUAUUAUUAUUAUUAUUAUAUACAUACUACACAUACUGCACAUACUACACAUACUACACAUACUGCAUACUAAACUUACUGUGCAUACAACAUACUGCAAAUACUGCAAAUACUACACAUACUACAUAUUACAAAUACUACAUGCUGUACAUACUGCACAUACUAUGCAUACUACACAUACUAUACAUACUACACAUACUGCACAUACUACAUAUACUACACAUGCAGUAUUCUACACAUACUGCAUACUACACAUACACUACCGUUUGGGGUCACUUAGAAAUGUCCUUGUUUUCCAUGAAAACAUACAUGAAAUUAGUUUGAAUAGGAAAGAUAGCAAAAUGCAUAGGAAAUGUAGUCAUUGACAAGGUUAGAAAUAAUGAUUUUUAAUAGAAAUAAUAAUUGUGUCCUUCAAACUUUGCUUUCGUCAAAGAAUCCUCCAUUUGCAGCAAUUACAGCCUUGCAGACCUUUGGCAUUCUAGUUGUCAAUUUGUUGAGGUAAUCUGAAGAGAUUUCACCCCAUGCUUCCUGAAGCACCUCCCACAAGUUGGAUUGGCUUGAUGGGCACUUCUUACAUACCAUACGGUCAAGCUGCUCCCACAACAGCUCAAUAGGGUUGAGAUUCAGUGACUGUGCUGGCCACUCCAUUAUAGACAGAAUACCAGCUGACUGCUUCUUCCCUAAAUAGUUAUUGGAUAGUUUGGAGCUGUGCUUUGGGUCAUUGUCCUGUUGUAGGAGGAAAUUGGCUCCAAUCAAGCGCCGUCCACAGGGUAUGGCAUGGCGUUGCAAAAUGGAGUGAUAGCCUUCCUUCUUCAAGAUCCAUUUUACCCUGUACAAAUCUCUCACUUUACCACCACUAAAGCACCCCCAGACCAUCACAUUGCCUCCACCAUGCUUGACAGAUGACAUCAAGCACUCCUCCAGCAUAUUUUCAUUUGGUCUGCGUCUCACAAAUGUUCUUCUUUGUGAUCCGAACACCUCAAACUUUGAUUUGUCUGUCCAUAACACUUUUUCCAAUCUUCCUCUGUCCAGUGUCUGUGUUCUUUUGCCCAUCUUAAUCUUUUAUUUUUAUUGGCCACUCCUCUUUCUAUUCUGGUUAGAGCCAGUUUGCGCUGUUCUGUGAAGGGAGUAGUACACAGCGUUGUAUGAGAUCUUCAGUUUCUUGGCAAUUUCUCGCAUGGAAUAGCCUUAAUUUAUCAGAACAAGAAUAGACUGACAAGUUUCAGAAGAAACGUAUUUGUUUCUGGCCAUUUUGAUUCUGUAAUCGAACCCAUAAUUGCUGAUGCUCCAGAUACUCAACUAGUCUCAAGAAGGCCAGUUGUAUUGCGUCUUUAAUCAGCACAACAGUUUUCAGCUGUGCUAACAUAAUUGCAAAAGGUUUUUCUAAUGAUCAAUUAGCCUUUUAAAAUGAUAAACUUGGAUUAGCCAACACAAUGUGCCAUUGGAACACAGGACUGAUGGUUGCUGAUAAUGGGCCUCUGUAUUCCUAUGUAGAUAUUCCAUUAAAAAUCAGCCGUUUCCAGCUACAAUAGCCAUUUACAACAUUAACAAUGUCUACACUGUAUUUCUGAUCAAUUUGACGUUAUUUUAAUGGACAAAAAAAUUGCUUUUCUUUCGAAAACAAGGACAUUUCUAAGUGACCCAAAACUUUUGAACGGUAGUGUGCUACAUACUUUACAUACUACACAUACCACAUACUGCAUACUACAAAUACUACAUACUACAUACUAUACAUACUACACACACUACAUACUGCAUAAUGCACAUAUUAGGGAGGGGGAAAUCCUCACUUCAAGUAAAGACAGAAGGUUUCGUCAGCAGCUGAUUUGAAAUGGAAGAAAGAAAAGGAUGAGGUAGAGGAGGAGGUAGAGGAUGAGGAGGAGGUAGGGAUGGAGGAGGUAGUAGAGGACGAGGAGGUAGAGGAGGAGGUGGUAGAGAGGAGGAGGUAGAGGAGGAGGAGGAGGUAGAGGAUGAGGAGUGGUAGAGGAGGAGGGAGGAGGUAGAGGAUGAGGAGGAGGAUGAAAGAGUUAACCUGUAACCUACAGGUGUACUAUUUGAGCAACCCCUGGCUAAAGUGUUGUCUUGUCGAGGGAGAAUGCAUGGGGACAGAAGGAGGGGUGAGAGGGUUGAGAGAGUGACUCAAACAGCCCUUUGUCCGUCAGCCGGAGGAGAGAGGCUAAAGGUAGCCUGUUUGUGGCAAUCCUGGGCGAAAAUACAACCGCAUGACCAUGGGAGCAUGUUAGCGCUAGCCGUUUAGCCGUCGCUAGGGUAAUUAGCGCUGGCUGGCCUAUUAACCCUAUAAAAGAGCUGGCAAGUGGUUCAAUGACAGAACGCAAGUCGGAUAGACAGGCAGCCAGACAGACAGGCAGACGGACGGAGAUGGACAGACAGGUCUAAGUCUGUUUGAUAACAGUAAUAGCAGUCGUUUUCCACUAAGUGAUGCAUGCCUGAUAUGAAUGAUAAUUUGAGCCGCGGACUCAUUCACAUCUGUGGGUUUCCUCUGUGAUAAGGAUGAGCUUCCCCUCCCCCAAUCCUAACCUUAACCAUCAGGGGGGAAAUAUCAGACUGACCUUAGAUCAGUAGCUGGAGCUGGACUAUGCUUGGGUGUUUUCCCAUGAUCCCCCACCCUCACAGACACAACCUCAGCCAGGCUUUUCCAGAGAGAGAGAGACAGUGUUUUCCCAUGAUCCUCCACCCUCACAGACACAACCUCAGCUAGGCUAGGCCUUUCCAGAGAGAGAGAGAGAGACAGUGUUUUCCCAUGAUCCCCCACCCUCACAGACACAACCUCAGCUUUUCCAGAGAGAGAGAGUUUUCCUAUGAUCCCCCACCCACAACCUCAGCCAGGCUAGGCCUUGAGAGGGAGGGAGGGAGAGCGAGAAUGUGUGUUUUGCAGCUGACUAUGUCAACGUUUGUGAGAGUGUAGCUCUAUGGAUUUCUAUUCUAUUCCCGCUGUGUUAGUGUAUGCCCCCACCACCAUGGUAUUUGUGUAUGUGUUUACGUGUGAUUGUGUGUCUCUAGUGUAGAUUAUUACAUGGUGUGUUUACACUGUGUGUUGUGUACUUAUGGCCUCUCUCUCUCUCCCUCACUGGGCUUGCCAUAUGUAUAGACCACUGGUAAUAUACUGUAGGUUGGUCAGCCAUUCACCGUUUGUCUCUAUCUACUUAUUUUGUGCAGUGUCUCUCUCUCUCUCGCUCUCUCUCUAUCCCUCAUCCUUCUCUCCUCCCCCUUUUUUCAGCUUAAAGGCUGUGUGUGUGUGUUGGUCAUCAGCAUUGAACAGGUCACACCACGGGACUGCUGACCCUUCAUCUGACCAUUUUAUGUAGACUUCCACCCACUGUGUUAUGUAAUGUGUAGGCUAUAGGCCAGGGGUCAUCAACUAGAUUCAGCCACGGGCCGAUUUAUUUUCUUGAGCAGAUGGUCGGGGGGCUGAAACAUUAUUACAUAUAAUUUGUAGACUGCAAAUUGACCGCAACAAGCCCAAACAGAUGUAAUAUUUGACUAAAAGAUAACCAUUUCAAACUUUGCUUACAUUUGUAUUCGAUCACGCAUUUCUCUCUUUUUACAAAAUUAAAAUCACUUGGAGCUGAUAGGAUGUUUUUUUUAGUCAUUUAUGUCCAAUAAUAAAAAUAAAUAAACGUUUUAUCAGAAAACUUGGGUGACCAAAUCGAAACAUUUGUCCCGCGGGCCGCCAGUAGAGAGCCCUGCUAUAGGCUAUGAAGAUGUGUUUGGAAUGUCAUCAGAUGUGAUACAGUCAGCUAUAUGGGUACUGUGUGUACUUUCAUUAUAAUAGUGGCUCAAUACACGAGCACAGGUGGAGCAACUGCUGUGUGUGUGUGUUCAAGGACAGAGAGGUGUGUUUGUGUGUGUGUUCUUGCCUCAAUGAGAGCGGUGUCUAGAGCGAGAAGAGAGAUAGAGAGUUGGAGCAGAGAUGUAGUUAACUGGUGAUAGACGGAGAGACAUGAUACAGUAGAAUGAGAGAUGUGGUAGGGAGUAGGAUGAAAGAGAGUGACUAGCGAGAAAGAGCAACCAAAAACAAGGUGUUUGUCACUGAAGUGAAAGAUGACAGAAGGAGAGAGAAAGAAGACAGAGAGAAAGGGAGAGAGGGAGGAAGGGAGGAUAAGAGGGAGAUGGAGAAAAAGUGACAAAAGCUUUAGUAGGUUAACGACACACACACACACCAGCUUUGUAGGCGUUUAUGGGAGAGCUAUUUUGAUAGAGCUGAUAUAUUGUGUGGCGGCAGAGAGUCAUGUUUUAAAUACCUUCUCAUGGGGAGUAAUUACAUGCAGCUGUGUGUGUGAACAACGUAGCGCAAAUUCACUGUUGGCUGUCUGUCUGUCUGUCCCGUCUGUCUGUCUGUCCCGUCUGUCCGUCCGUCCGUCUGUCCGCCUGCCUGCCUUUCUGUCUGUCUGUCUGUCUGUCUGUCUGCCUGCCUGCCUGUGUGUGUCUGUCUGUCUUUGUGUGUCUUUGUGUGUCUUUGUGUGUCUGUCUGUGUGUGUGUGUGUGUCUGUCUGUCUUUGUCUGUCUUUGUGUGUCUGUGUCUGUCUGUCUUUGUCUGUGUGUCUGUGUGUGUCUGUCUGUCUGUCUUUGUGUGUCUGUCUGUGUGUGUGUGUGUCUGUCUGUGUGUGUGUGAGAAAGAAAAACAAGGAGAACCACUGGGUUUUACUAGGGUUUCCUGCAGCCAUUUCAACCAGUCACAAUCAGGAUGAUCCCCAAUACAGUCUGUAUGUGUGUGUGGUUGUGUUUACGUAUGUUUCUUUUUGCGUAUGUCUAAAAUAUCUAAUCUUAGAGAGUGGAACAGAGAGAGGGAGAAAGAGGGAGAGAAAUGCAUUAUUGUGUAAUGAAGAUGCAGUGAGAGGCAUUUAUACUCCUGAGUGGCGCAGUGGUCUAAGGCACUGCAUCACAGUGCAAACUGUGCCACUAGAGAUCCUGGUUCGAAUCCAGGCUCUGUCGCAGCCGGCCGCGACCGGGAGACUCAUGGGCGGCGCACAAUUGGCCCAGCGUCGUCCAGGGUAGGGGAGGGAAUGGCCGGCAGGGAUGUAGCUCAGUUGAUAGAGCAUGGCGUUUGCAACGCCAGGGUUGUGGGUUCGUUUCCCACGGGGGGCCAGUAUAAAAAAAAAAAAAAUAUGUAUUCACUAACUGUAAGUCGCUCUGGAUAAGAGCGUCUGCUAAAUGACUAAAAUGUAAAUGUAAAUGUAAUAUGGAAAUAGGGCACACAGCAACAUGCUGUCAAAAUCACUCAGUCAGGCCAGACACAGAGACACACACUCACUCACAAACAUACCACACACAUACAUUCAAUCUUAUACCUGGAACAUAGAUUAUUACAGUGCAUUAUUUUCUUUGAAAGAUAAAUUAUAUAUUUUCACUUUACUAUAAUUUUUAUGGUAUUAUCUUCAUAUAGCCCUCUUAUGAAAGUAAUUAUAUUGUCUUGUAUUUCCCUGUAUAAGUCUAGUGAACAAAUUCCUGCUUUGUACAUUGUCUCUUAUUUAUGUGGCUGCAAUGAAUGUUUGUGGUCUUGUGGUUACAUUAAACCACACGUGUCAAACUCAUUCCACGGAGGGCCGAGUGUCUGUGGGUUUUCACUCCUUCCUUGUACUAGAUUGAUUAAUUAAGGUCACUAAUUGGUUGUCUAGGUCUUGGUUGUCUAGGUCUUUAAUUGAAAGGAAAAACCAAAAACACAGCAGACACUAGGCCCUCCGUGGAAUGAGUUUGACACCCAUGUAUUAAACAAUGUGGUAAAAAAUAAAUGUUUUAUUGUCACAUACACCAGAUAGGUGCAGUGAAAUCAGCCAUAGUAGUACAGCGUCCCUGGAGCAAAUUAGGGUUAAGUGCCUUGCUCAAGAGCACACCGACAGAUUUUUCACCUUGUUGGCUCGGGUAUUUCGGUUACUGGCCCAACGCUCUAACCACUAGGCUACCUGCUGGUUACUGGCCCAACUCUCUAACCCUCUAGUUGGGUCAGUCAACUCUCUAACCCUCUAACCCUCAACUCUCUAGUGGAACAGGUUGAGAGCUUCAAGUUCCUUGGUGUCCACAUCACAACGAACUAUCAUGGUCCAACCACCAAGACACUCUGAGAUGGCACACAAAGCCUAUUCCCCUCAGGAGACUAAAACGAUUUGGCAUGGGUCCUCAGAGCUCAAAAAAAUCCUACGCUGCACCAUCAGACAUCUGACUGUUGCAUCACCGCUGUUUUGGCAACUGCUUGGCCUCCGGCCCAAGGCCCCUACAGUAGGUAGUGGUACGGCCCAAUUACCAUCACUGGGGCAAACUUCCUGCCAUCCAGACCCCUAUACCAGGCGGUGUCAGAGGAGGCCCUCAAAUUGUCAAAGACUCCGCCACCCUAGUCUAGAGCUCCUCUGCUACCGCCGCAAGCCGUACCGUGAGUGCCCAACUCUAGGUCCAAAGACUUCUCAACAGCUUCUACCCCAAGCAUAAGACUCCUGAAAAGCUAAUCAUGGCUACCCGGCUAUUGCACUGGCCCCCCCCACCCCAUCCUUUUUACGUGCUGCUACUCUGUUAAUAUUUAUGCAUAGUCACUUAAAUCUACCCCAUGUUACAAUACCUCACACCUCAACUAGCCGUUGACUCUGCAACGGUACCCCUGUAUAUAUAGCCUCCCUACUGUCACUUUUUUUACUCGCCUUUUUUCUCACCUUUUUUAUUUUUUUUUUACUUUUUUUGUUUAAAAAAUCACGUUGGUAAGCUUAUAAGCAUUCACGUAAUGUCUGCACCUGUUGUAUUCGGCCAUUGACCAAUAAAUUUGAUUUGAUUGGAAAAACCCGUUAGGCUACCUGCUGGUUACUGGCCCAACUCUCUAACCGUUAGGCUACCUGCUGUACUGGCCCAACUCUAACCAUAGCUACCUGCUGUUACUGGCCCAACUCUCUAACCGCUAGGCACCUGCUGAUUACUGGCCCAAUGCUCUAAACCGCUAGGCUACCUCUGGUUACUGGCCCAACUCUCUAACCGUUAGGCUACCUGCUGGUUACUGGCCCAACCUCUAACCGUUAGGCUACCUGCUGGUUACUGGCCCACUCUCUAACCGCUAGGCUACCUGCUGGUUACUGGCCCAACUCUCUACCGCUAGGCUACCUCUGGUUUCUGGCCCAACUCUCUAACCGCUAGGCUAACCUGCUGGGUUACUAUGCCCAACUCUCUAACAGUUAGGCACCUGCUGGUUACUGGCCAAACUCUCUACCGUUAGGCUACCUGCUGGUUACUGGCCCAACUCCUAACCGUUAGGCUACCUGCUGGUUUACUGGCCCAACCUCUAACCGCUAGGCUACCUGCUGGUUACUGGCCCACUCUUCUAACCGCUAGGCUACCUGAUGGUUACUGGCCCCAACUCUCUAACCGUUAGGCUACCUGCUGGUUACUGGCCCAAUCUCUAACCGUUAGGCUAACCUGCUGGUUACUCUGGCCCAACUCCUAACCGUUAGAGCUCACCUGCCUGUUUACUGGCCCAACCUUACUAACCGCUAGUCUACCUGCUGGUUACUGGCCCCAACUCUCUAACCGCUAGGCUACCUGUGAGUUACUGGCCCAACUCUCCAUCAAACCGUUUAGGCUACCUGCUGGUUACUACUGGCCCAACUCUCUAACCCGUAGGCUACCUGCUGGUUACUGGCCCAACUCUCUAACCGUUAGGCUACCUGCUGGUUACUGGCCCAACUCUCUAACCGCUAGGCUACCUGCUGGUUACUGGCCCAACGCUCAAAACCGCUAGGCUACCUGCUGGUUACUGGCCCACUCUCUAACCGUUUAGGCUACCUGCUGGUUACUGGCCCAACUCUCUAACCGUUAGGCUACCUGCUGGUUACUGGCCCAACUCUCUAACACGUUAGGCUACCUGCUGGUUACUGGCCCAACUCUCUAACCGUUAGGCUACCCUGCUGGUUACUGGCCCAACUCUCUAACCGCUUAGGCUACCUGCUGGUUACUGGCCCAACUCUCUAACCGCUAGGCUACCUGCUGGUUACUGGCCCAACUCUCUAACCGUUAGGCUACCUGCUGGUUACUGGCCCAACUCUCUAACCGCUAGGCUACCUGCUGGUUACUGGCCCAACUCUCUAACCGUUAGGCUACCUGCUGGUUACUGGCCCAACUCUCUAACCGCUAGGCUACCUGCUGGUUACUGGCCCAACUCUCUAACCGCUAGGCUACCUGCUGUUACUGGCCCAACUCUCUAACCGCUAGGCUACCUGCUGGUUACUGGCCCAACUCUCUAACCGUUAGGCUACCUGCUGGUUACUGGCCCAACUCUCUAACCGCUAGGCUACCUGCUGGUUACUGGCCCAACUCUCUAACCGCUAGGCUACCUGCUGGUUACUGGCCCAACUCUCUAACCGUUAGGCUACCUGCCGCCCUCUACCUUUUGCCUGGUUUAUGAGGUUGUGGUUUUCUGGUGUGGUUGUAAACUUUGCUGCUCUAUUGGAGCGGGUAGAAGCCUAACCAGUAGGCCAGGGAAAUACAUUUGUUUAUCAUCUUAAUGGUUGGUAUUAGGAUUAAGGGUUGGGGAAUCUGAUCCUACAUCUGUAGGUACAUGCGACUUCUCUACCUUGAGAUAAUUGCAUUGUGCUACACUCAGACACUAAUACAAGUUUUAAAGAGUUGCACAUGUAUAUUUUUUGUAACAAGACCAUUAGUAACUGCUAUAUUGAUAGCCUACAAUUACUGUGGCUAGGACUGAAUUCUCAAACUAUUUGAUCCCCUGCUGAUUUUGUACGUUUGCCCACUGACAAAGACAUGAUCAGUCUAUAAUUUUAAUGGUAGGUUUAUUUGAACAGUGAGAGACAGAAUAACAACAAAAAAAUCCAGAAAAACGCAUGUCAAAAAUGUUAUAAAUUGAUUUGCAUUUUAAUGAGGGAAAUAAGUAUUUGACCCCUCUGCAAAACAUGACUUAGUACUUGGUGGCAAAACCCUUGUUGGCAAUCACAGAGGUCAGACGUUUCUAGUAGUUGGCCACCAGGUUUGCACACAUCUCAGGUGGGAUUUUGUUCCACUCCUCUUUGCAGAUCUUCUCCAAGUCAUUAAGGUUUCGAGCCUGACGUUUGGCAACUCGAACCUUCAGCUCCCUCCACAGAUUUUCUAUGGGAUUAAGGUCUGGAGACUGGCUAGGCCACUCCAGGACCUUAAUGUGCUUCUUCUUGGGCCGCUCCUUUGUUGCCUUGGCCGUGUGUUUUGGGUCAUUGUCAUGCUGGAAUCCCAUUGCUGGAAUCCCAUUUUCAAUGCCCUGGCUGAGGGAAGGAGGUUCUCACCCAAGAUUUGACGGUAAAUGGCGCCAUCCAUCGUCCCUUUGAUGCAGUGAAGUUGUCCUGUCCCCUUAGCAGAAAAACCCCCCCAAAGCAUAAUGUUUCCACCUCCAUGUUUGACGGUGGGGAUGGUGUUCUUGGGGUCAUAGGCAGCAUUCCUCCUCCUCCAAACACGGCGAGUUGAGUUGAUGCCAAAGAGCUCGAUUUUGGUCUCAUCUGACCACAACACUUUCACCCAGUUCUCCUCUGAAUCAUUCAGAUGUUCAUUGGCAAACUUCAGACGGGCCUGUAUAUGUGCUUUCUAGAGCAGGGGGACCUUGCGGGCGCAGCAGGAUUUCAGUCCUUCACGGCGUAGUGUGUUACCAAUUGUUUUCUUGGUGACUAUGGUCCCAGCUGCCUUGAGAUUAUUGACAAGAUCCUCACGCGUAGUUCUGGGCUGAUUCCUCACCGUUCUCAUGAUCAUUGCAACUCCACGAGGGGAGAUCUUGCAUGGAGCCCCAGGCCGAGGGAGAUCGACAGGUCUUUUGUGUUUCUUCCAUUUGCGAAUAAUCGCACCAACUGUUGUCACCUUCUCACCAAGCUGCUUGGCGAUGGUCUUGUAGCCCAUUCCAGCCUUGUGUAGGUCUACAAUCUUGUCCCUGACAUCCUUGGAGAGCUCUUUGGUCUUGGCCAUGGUGGAGAGUUUGGAAUCUGAUUGAUUGAUUGCUUCUGUGGACAGGUGUCUUUUAUACAGGUAACAAACUGAGAUUAGGAGCACUCCCUUUAACAGUGUGCUCCUAAUCUUUUUUUAUUUUAUUUAUUUUAUUUCACCUUUAUUUAACCAGGUAAACCAGUUGAGAACAAGUUCUCAUUUACAACUGCGACCUGGCCAAGAUAAAGCAAAGCAGUGCGAUAAAAACAACAACACAGAGUUCCAUAUGGGGUAAAACAAAACAAAAAUCAAAAAAAAUACAACAGAAAAUCUCAGCUCGUUACCUGUAUAAAAGACACCUGGGAGCCAGAAAUCUUUCUGAUUGAGAGGGGGUCAAAUACUUAUUUCCCUCAUUAAAAUGCAAAUCAAUUUAUAACAUAUUUGACAUUUUUAAUUUUUAUUCUGUCUCUCACUGUUCAAAUAAACCUAACAUUUAAAUUAUAAACUGAUCAUUUCUUUGUCAGUGGGCAAACGUACAAAAUCAGCAGGGGAUCAAAUACUUUUUUCCCUCACUGUAUAUAUAUAUAUUUGUUCGAAAAAAAACAUAUGGGGGAUUGGAAGUGAUGCAGUCAAUUACAUUGAUGGAAGUUACAAUCUAUCUGCAAUAUUAAAGCUGAUCUACCCCCUAAAAAUAAAAACAAAAAAUAUAUUUGAGAUUCUUCAAAGUAGCCACCCUUUGCCUUGAUGACAGCUUUGCACACUCUUGGCAUUCUCUCAACCAGCGUCAUGAGGUAGUCACCUGGAAUGCAUUUCAAUUAACAGGUGUACCUUGUUAAAAGUUCAUUUGUGGAAUUUAUUUCCUUCUUAAUGCGUUUGAGCCAGUCAGUUGUGUUGUGACAAGAUAGGGGGGGUAUACAGAAGAUAGCCCUAUUUGGUAAAAGUCCAUAUUAUGGCAAGAACAGCUCAAAUAAGCAAAGAGAAACGAAAGUCCAUCAUUACUUUAAGACAUGAAGGUCAGUCAAUCCGGAAAAUGUCAAGAACUUUGAAAGUUUCUUCAAGCGCAGUCACAAAAACCUUCAAUCACUAUGAUGAAACUGGCUCUCAUGAGGACCGCCACAGGAAAGGAAGACCCAGAGUUAGCUCUGCUGCAGAGGAUAAGUUCACACCUUCAGGCUGUGAAAGGGCUAUUUGACCAAGAAGGAGAGUGAUGGAGUGCUGCAUCAGAUGACCUGGCCUCCACAAUCACCCGACCUCAACCCAAUUGAGAUAGUUUGGGAAGAGUUGGACUGCAGAGUGAAGGAAAAGCAGCCAACAAGUGCUCAGCAUAUGUGGGAACUCCUUCAAGACUGUUGGAAAAGCAUUCCAGGUGAAGCUGUUUGAGAGAAUGCAAAGAGCGUGCAAUGCUGUCAUCAAGGCAAAGGGUGGCUACUAGAAGAAUCUAAAAUCUAAAAUAUAUUUUGAUUUGUUUAACACUUUUUUGGUUACUACAUGAUUCCAUAUGUGUUAUUUCAUAGUUCUGAUGUCUUCAUUAUUAUUCUACAAUGUAGAAAAUAGUAAAAAAUUAAAACCUUUGAAUCAGUAGGUGUGUCCAAACCUUUGACUGGUACUGUACGUGUUAGCUAUUAGCAUGCUAGCACAGCCUGAGCCAUUGAACCUGCAUGUUUCUCUGUAUUGUGUUGAUACUGUACGGUGCAGAUGUAAACCCACAGAUGUGUGCAGUGUUAAUGGGAUGAUGUGGCUCUCCUAAUGACAUGGUGAAUGCAGCCUCAGAGGAAGAUGGAGGAUUCAUAGGCCAUGACGAGACACAGCUGCCCACCGCACUAACAUUCCCAUCUCUCUCACUCACUCACUCACUCACUCACUCACUCACUCACUCACUCACUCACUCACUCACUCACUCACUCACUCACUCACUCACUCACACACACACAACCACACACACGCUGCGGUUGAUCUGUCCCAAGACACUUCCAUUGCAGACUGGUUGCUGUGGUUGCAAUGUGUGUACAGUUGCAGCCAUUGAGAAGUUACUUUUCUUUAUAGUUUUUUUUCUAAUGGAGUAUGUGUCAAUGUGUUCAUGUAAAUUCUAUUCUAUUUCAUAUUCUCUCAACUAGAGCAGUAACAUUCCAUGUUAACUGAGAGAUGGCAGGAUGUCAUCGUCUGGAAAAAAGAGAGAAUGAAACAGGGAGAGGUCUUGUAGAGUAAACCAAGGUCUUACACACACCAAAUAUAGCAAUGUAUUCCUGCUACUGGCCUUACUCCAUACACAUAUACACACACACACACGCUUCAUGAGAGAGCAGCAUUCACUUUGUGCCACAGCAGAGCUGCUUUUCAACUGGGUGAGCAUUGGCUAAUAGACAGUCUGUUGGUGCCACACACUUUCCCACUGAGGUAGUAAACAAGCAGUCGAUACAUGUGUGUGUGGUUCAGUAAGCACACACACACACACAGACAGACAGACAAACGCACACACACACACUGUUGGGGAGCUCCAACUGAUUGGAAUGGCUGCAGGAAAAAUGAACAGAAAGUCUGAGACACCUCCCUCCUUUUCCCUCUGUUUGAUUUAAGAUAAAGAGCAGUGGUCACUCUAAACCCCCCCCCCCCCCCUCCCUCUCUCAAUUCAAUUCAAUUUCAAUUUAAGGGCUUUAUUGGCAUGGGAAACGUAUGUUAACAUUGCCAAAGCAAGUGAAGUAGAUAGUAAACAAAAGUGAAAUAAACAAUAAAUAUUAACAGUAAACAUUACACUCAGAAGAUCCAAAAGGAUAAAGACAUUUCAAAUGUCAUAUUAUGUGUAUAUAUACAGUGUUGUAACAAUGUGCAAAUAGAUAAAGUACAAAUGGGAAAAUAAAUAAACAUAAAUAUGGGUUGUAUUUACAAUGGUGUUUGUUCUUCACUGGUUGCCCUUUUCUUGUGGCAACAGGUCACAAAUCUUGCAGCUGUGAUGGCACACUGUGGUUUUAACCAUCAGAUGUAACUAAUCAUCAAGCCCUUGUUUAGUUAAAUCAAGUGUUUUUACGACUGGUCUGGAACAAAAGCCUGCUCACCCUGUGGGUCACCUAGGAUUGAAUAAUACUGUAGUAGGGGCCAUGGUUUACAGAGAGGGUUAACUGAAUAGCUCUACUAUACACCACAUCUUCUUUGUGUCCUAAUGUCUGAUAAGAAGUACUUUGAAAGUCUCUUGGACGUUGCUUUGAACAGUAGUAGCCUUGUAGAGCCAGGGGUCCUAGCCGGAUCACCGUGCGUCAUAGCAGUUCUAGUUAACGCCUGUAAAAAAUCUAAUCCUAGAAAGGGCAACGGGGUGCGUUUCAUAUAAAAAAAACACCAUAAACUGCACAGUUAAGUGAGUAUUUUUUACGUGAACAAGUCUCAGUGCGGGGUGUAGUUGUCGGGAAUCAAGCGAGCACAGCUGAAAAGUUUAUCUUGGCUGAGAGGAGAAGAAUUGACAGAUUGUGAAAGGAAUGGGAAAAUAAACCUUAGGCUUGUCUGAUUGGCGAAGUGGGUUAGUGUGUGUAUGUGUGCGUGCAGACACUCGCUUUCAUGCAUGUGAAAAAUAUGGGUCAGUAGCUGGAGGGACUGAAAACACAAAAAGGACACACAAACACACACUGAUGUCAUCAUCGAGAGACAUGAAAACUAGCUAAAACGUUAUCGAUUGGAUAAGCAGACACACAACCGCUGUAAAAGGUAUUCCUAGAAAAACAUUCCCUGUAGAUUCUGUAAGACUCAGUCUGAAAAUAGCCUAGACACUGACUGCAACAGCUGCUUUCUCCAAACCUCUGGUACCCUGAUCCCUAUAUAGUGCACCACGUUUGGCCAGGGCCCAUAGGCUGCACUUAUAGGUAAUGGGGUGCCAUUUGGGAUGCACACUCUGUCUUAGGCUGUGUAGAAAAGAGACAGCUGAAAAAAUUAUGUAAUAUUAUGACUUCAAUUGUGUUAUUGUUCCCAUAGAUUGGUUGCAGAAAUAAAGGAAGGAUGCAUUUGCAAAGCACUAGAACCGAACAUAACAGAACAGGGCCCCUGUGUCUCACUGGCAUACUGUGCUCAGAGACCCCCUCCCCCACCCCCCUCUCUCUUUCUCUCUCUCUGUCUCUCUCUCGCAAUUCAAUUCAAUUUAAGGGCUUUAUUGGCAUGGGAAACAUAUGUUAACAUUGCCAAAGCAAGUGAAGUAGAUAAUAAACAAAAGUGAAAUAAACAAUACAAAUGUACAGUAAACAUUACAAUCACAACAUUUCCAAAAGAAUAAAGACAUUUCAAAUGUCAUAUUAUGUGCAAAUAGUUAUAGUACAGAAGGGAAAAUAAAUAAACAUAAAUAUGGGUUUUAUUUACAAUGGUGUUUGUUCUUCACUGGUUGCCCUUUUCUUGUGGCAACAGGUCACAAAUCUUGCUGCUGUGAUGGCACACUGUGGUAUUUCACCCAAAAGAUAUGGGAGUUUAUCAAAAUUGGGUUUGUUUUUGAAUUCUUUGUGGAUCUGUGUAAUCUGAGGGAAAUAUGUGUCUCUAAUAUGAUCAUACAUUUGGCAGGAGGUUAGGAAGUGCAGCUCAGUGUCCACCUCAUUUUGUGGGCAGUGUGCACAUAGCCUGUCUUCUCUUGAGACCCAGGUCUGCCUACAGCAGCAUUUCUCAAUAGCAAUGCUCACUGAGUCUGUACAUAGUUAAAGCUUUCCUUAAGUUUGGGUCAGUCACAGUGGUCAGGUAUUCUGCCACUGUGUACUCUCUUUUUAGAGCCAAAUAGCAUUCUAGUUUGCUCUUUUUUAAUGUAAAUUCUUUCCAAUGUGUCAAGUAAUUCUCUUUUUGUUUUCUCAUGAUUUGGUUGGGUCUAAUUGUGUAGCUGUCCUGGGGCUCUGUGGGGUCUGUUUGUGAACAGAGCCCCAGGACCAGCUUGCUUAGGGGACUCGUCUCCAGGUUCAUCUCUCUGUAGGUGAUGGCUUUGUUAUGGAAGGUUUGGGAAUCACUUCCUUUUAGGUGGUUGUAGAAUUUAACGGCUCUUUUCUGGAUUUUGAUAAUUAAUGGGUAUCUGCCUAAUUCUGGUCUGCAUUCAUUAUUUGGUGUUUUACGUUGUACACUGAGGAUAUUUUUUGCAGUAUUCGGCAUGUAGAGUCUCAAUUUGGUGUUUGUCCCAUUUUGUGAAUUCUUGGUUGGUGAGCAGACCCCAGACCUCACAACCAUAAAGGGCAAUGGGUUCUAUAACUGAUUCAAGUAUUUUUAGCCAGAUCCUAAUUGGUAUGUUGAAUUUUAUGUUCCUUUUGAUGGCAUAGAAGGCCCUUCUUGCCUUGUCUCUCAGAUCAUUAACAGCUUUGUUGAAGUUACCUGUGGGGCUGAUGUUUAGGCCGAGGUAUGUAUAGUUUUUUGUGUGCUCUAGGGCAACGGUGUCUAGAUGGAAUUUGUAUUUGUGGUCCUGGCAACUGGACCUUUUUUGGAACACCAUUAUUUUUGUCUUACUGAGAUUUACUGUCAGGGCCCAGGUCUGACAGAAUCUGUGCAGAAGAUCUAGGUGCUGCUGUAGGCCCUCCUUAGUUGGGGACAGAAGCACCAGAUCAUCACCAAACAGUAGACAUUUGACUUCAGAUUCUAGUAAGGUGAGGCCGGGUGCUGCAGACUGUUCUAGUGCCCUCGCCAAUUCGUUGACAUAUAUGUUGAAGAGGGUGGCCCUGUGGAAAGAAAUGUGUGUGUUUUUUGCCAAUUUCUACCGCACACUUGUUGUUUGUGUACAUGGAUUUUAUAAUGUGAUAUGUUUUUCCCCCAACACCACUUUCCAUCAAUUUGUAUAGCAGACCCUCAUGCCAAAUUGAGCUUGAGAAGACUUUGCCUUUGAGCGUGAGAAGACUUUGCCUUUGUUUUGGUUUGUUUGUUUGUCAAUUAGGGUGUGCAGGGUGGUCUGUCGUACGGUAGUUUGGUAGAAAGACAAUUUAACAUUUGCUCAGUACAUUGUUUUCACUGAGGAAAUGUACGAGUGUGCUGUUAAUGAUAAUGCAGAGGAUUUUCCCACGGUUGCUGUUGACGCAUAUCCCACAGUAGUUAUUGGGGUCAAAUUUGUCUCCACUUUUAUGGAUUGGGGUGAUCAGUCCUUGGUUCCAAAUAUUGGGGAAGAUGCCAGAGCUAAGGAUCAUGUUAAAGAGUUUAAGUAUAGCCAAUUGGAAUUUGUGGUCUGUAUAUUUUAUAAUUUCAUUGAGGAAUCCAUCAACACCACAGGCCUUUUUGGGUUGGAGGGUUUGUAUUUUGUCCUGUAGUUCAUUCAAUGUAAUUGGAGAAUCCAGUGGGUUCUGGUAGUCUUUCAUAGUUUAUUCUAAGAUUUGUAUUUGAUCAUGGAUAUGCUUUUGCUGUUUGUUCUUUGUUAUAGGGCCAAAAAGAUUGGAGAAGUGGUUUAUCCAUACAUCUCCGUUUUAUUUGUUUAGAGUUUUCCAAUUUUCCCAGAAGUGGUUUUGGGGGUUUGUAUCAUUUGAUUUACACAACAUGCCUACCACUUUGAAGAUGCAACAUAUAUUUUAUUGUGAAACAAACAAGAAAUAAGACAAAAAAACCAGAACUUGAGCGUGCAUAACUAUUCACCCCCCCCCCAAAGUCAAUACUUUGUAGAGCCACCUUUUGCAGCAAUUACAGCUGUAAGUCUCUUGAGGUAUGUCUCUAUAAGCUUGGCACAUCUAGCCACUGGGAUUUUUGCCCAUUCUUCAAGACAAAACUGCUCCAGCUCCUUCAAGUUGGAUGGGUUCCGCUGGUGUACAGCAAUCUUUAAGUCAUACCACAGAUUCUCAAUUGGAUUGAGGUCUGGGCUUUGACUAGGCCAUUCCAAGACAUUUAAAUGUUUCCCCUUAAACCACUCGAGUGUUGCUUUAGCAGUAUGCUUAGGGUCAUUGUCCUGCUGGAAGGUGAACCUCCAUCCCAGUCUCAAAUCUCUGGAAGACUGAAACAGGUUUCCCUCAAGAAUUUCCCUGUAUUUAGCGCCAUCCAUCAUUCCUUCAAUUCUGACCAGCUUCCCAGUCUCUGCCUGAUGAAAAACAUCCCCACAGCAUGAUGCUGCCACCACCAUGGUGUUCUCGGGGUGAUGAGAGGUGUUGGGUUUGCGCCAGACAUAGCGUUUUCCUUGAUGGCCAAAAAGCUCAAUUUUAGUCUCAUCUGACCAGAGUACCUUCUUCCAUAUGUUUGGGGGUCUCCCACAUGCCUUUUGGCGAACACCAAACGUGUUUGCUUAUUUUUUUCUUUAAGCAAUGGCUUUUUUUCUGGCCACUCUUCAGUAAAGCCCAGCUCUGUGGAGUGUACGGCUUAAAGUGGUCCUAUGGACAGAUACUCCAAUCUCCGCUGUGGAGCUUUGUAGCUCCUUCAGGGUUAUCUUUGUUGCCUCUCUGAUUCAUGCCCUCCUUGCCUGGUCCGUGAGUUUUGGUGGGUGGCCCUCUCUUGGCAGGUCUGUUGUGGUGCCAUAUUCUUUCAAUUUUUUAAUAAUGGAUUUAAUGGUGCUCCGUGGGAUGUUCAAAGGUUCUGAUAUUUUUUUAUAACCCAACCCUGAUCUGUACUUCUCCACAACUUUGUCCCUGACCUGUUUGGAGAGCUCCUUGGUGUUCAUGACCGCUUGCUUGGUGGUGCCCCUUGCUUAGUGGUGUUGCAGACUCUGGGCCCUUUCAGAACAGGUGAAUAUAUAUAUACUGAGAUCAUGUGACAGAUCAUGUGACACUUAGAUUGCACACAGGUGGACUUUAUUUAACUAAUUAUGUGACUUUUGAAGGUAAUUGGUCUUAUUUACCAGAUCGCAUUUAGGGGCUUCAUAGCAAAGGGGGUGAAUACAUAUGCAUGCACCACUUUUCCGUUAUUUAUUUUUUAGUCCCGCAGGUCUGGGAGAGUGUCUGUUGAUCUGUUGCUCCUGUGUGAGGUGUUGGGGCUGCGGUUGAGGGUGAUGUUCUUUAGGGUCCGGGCGAAGGUGGCCACUGCUGCCUUGUAUAGGUGGAGCUGGUCGUAAAGGCUGUUCAAGUCCAGGGUGGAGUGGUGGGCCAGGUAAACUUUUGGUUUUUAGGCACAGUCAUGGGAAAUACUUGCGUUUACCCGCUGUAUGGUUGCAGGGUGGAAGUAUUUUCAUGGUAGCAGGGUGGAGAUAACCACUUGUGCGUUGGGGAAAGUAGUGCUUUGGCCACCCUUUCCUGCUGUGCUCUCAGGUCGUUUGUGCCUGUGUGUAUUAUUAUGUGGCUGGGUGACCCUAGUUGGUCCUCAGACAUAAGGUCUCGGGCACGCUGGGUGUUUGGACACCAGAGUUUAGACAGUGUGUGUUUGGGAAAAAGUUUAUUUUCUUGUACAGUGGGGAGAACAAGUAUUUGAUACCCUGCCGAUUUUGCAGGUUUUCCUACUUACAAAGCAUGUAGAGGUCUGUAAUUUUUUAUCAUAGGUACACUUCAACUGUGAGAGACGGAAUCUAAAACAAAAAUCCAGAAAAUCACAUUGUAUGAUUUUUAAGUAAAUAAUUUGCAUUUUAUUGCAUGACAUAAGUAUUUGAUCACCUACCAACCAGUAAGAAUUCCGGCUCUCACAGACCUGUUAGUUUUUCUUUAAGAAGCCCUCCUGUUCUCCACUCAUUACCUGUAUUAACUGCACCUGUUUGAACUCGUUACCUGUAUAAAAGACACCUGUCCACACACUCAAUCAAACAGACUCCAACCUCUCCACAAUGGCCAAGACCAGAGAGCUGUGUAAGUACAUCAGGGAUAGAAUUGUAGACCUGCACAAGGCUGGGAUGGGCUACAGGACAAUAGGCGAGCAGCUUGGUGAGAAGGCAACAACUGUUGGCACAAUUAUUAGAAAAUGGAAGAAGUUCAAGAUGACGGUCAAUCACCCUCGGUCUGGGGCUCCAUGCAAGAUCUCACCUCGUGGGGCAUCAAUGAUCAUGAGGAAGGUGAGGGAUCAGCCCAGAACUACACGGCAGGACCUGGUCAAUGACCUGAAGAGAGCUGGGACCACAGUCUCAAAGAAAACCAUUAGUAACACACUACGCCGUCAUGGAUUAAAAUCCUGCAGCGCACGCAAGGUCCCCCUGCUCAAGCCAGCGCAUGUCCAGGCCUGUCUGAAGUUUGCCAAUGACCAUCUGGAUGAUCUAGAGGAGGAAUGGGAGAAGGUCAUGUGGUCUGAUGAGACAAAAAUAGAGCUUUUUGGUCUAAACUCCACUUGCCGUGUUUGGAGGAAGAAGAAGGAUGAGUACAACCCCAAGAACACCAUCCCAACCGUGAAGCAUGGAGGUGGAAACAUCAUUCUUUGAGGAUGCUUUUCUGCAAUGGGGACAGGACGACUGCACCGUAUUGAGGGGAAGAUGGAUGGGGCCAUGUAUCGCGAGAUCUUGGCCAACAACCUCCUUCCCUCAGUAAGAGCAUUGAAGAUGGGUCGUGGCUGGGUCUUCCCAAAACACACAGCCAAGGCAACUAAGGAGUGGCUCCGUAAGAAGCAUCUCAAGGUCCUGGAGUGGCCUAGCCAGUCUCCAGACCUGAACCCAACAGAAAAUCUUUGGAGGGAGCUGAAAGUCCGUAUUGCCCAGCGACAGCCCCGAAACCUGAAGGAUCUGGAGAAGGUCUGUAUGGAGGAGUGGGCCAAAAUCCCUGCAGCAGUGUGUGCAAACCUGGUCAAGACCUACAGGAAACGUAUGAUCUCUGUAAUUGCAAACAAAGGUUUCUGUACCAAAUAUUAAGUUCUGCUUUUCUGAUGUAUCAAAUACUUAUGUCAUGCAAUAAAAUGCAAAUUAAUUACUUAAAAAUCAUACAACGUGAUUUUCUGGAUUUUUGUUUUAGAUUCCGUCUCUCACAGUUGAAGUGUACUUAUGAUAAAAAUUACAGACCUCUACAUGCUUUGUAAGUAGGAAAACCUGCAAAAUUGUCAGUGUAUCAAAUACUUGUUCUCCCCACUGUAUAUAUUUCCCAUUUGAGUCCAUAAGGAGUAGAAUCUGUGGCUUGUGUAUAUCCUCAGUGGAUGUCUCUCUCUCUUUCUCUAUCUCUCUCUCUAUCUCUCUCUCUCUCUCUCUCUCUCUCUCUCUCUCUCUCUCUUCUCCUCAUUUGAUACUAGAGCGUAGCAAUUGGCCAGUGUUUUCAGUGUAACAUUUCUAGUGUUGAUUCAGGAGUUAAAUUAAUCUGUGUUUUUGCAUGUACAUUGAUUGAUUAAUUAAUCUUAUGCUACACAAAGAUAAAUAACACACAGUAAUUUCCAUGUAAAAGGGCCCAUGAGUACCAACAUGUGAAGUUAAUAGUAGCAUGUCAAAUUGGAUGUCAAAUUAAAGUUAAGAGUCUAUAUUAUUGAGAAAUUAAGGCAUAUGUAAAUGUUUACAACCAUUUUCCAUCCUAAAAAUUAGGAAGAAGCAAAGGCUUUGAUUUCUGGUCAAACAGAUGGAAAAGGGGUCUUAGAAAACAUCUACAAAAAAUGUCUUACAAGUUAUUAGAAAUACAUCAAAAUACAAUAAUGUUGAAGUAAAGACCCCUGCCAACUAAUAUCCACACUUAUAUUUAGUUUCCGUUACCAUAUUUUCUAAUUUCUCUCCCUCAUGAAGAGGGAGGAUAAUUAAUGUUCACAGAAGUAACAAGUAAAGGUAGACCUAUCAAUUAAUUAUUUUUAUUGAUAUCAAUUUUGUUUCUGAUUUAUUAAGUUACCAAAUCGGUAAUGGAAUUUCAGACGAAUCGGUAAUGCAAUUGAAUUGGCUACAAUGGGAAAUCAUAGUAGUCACAAACCACAGUUGGGUUCACACGUUUGGACAGUACAGCACAGUAGAGUACAGUAAAGAAUGAAAGUACAGUACAGAAUGUAGAAAUGUGCUGUUUUCACAUACAGUAUGUAGACACUGGUAUUGUGCUGGAGAUAAUGAAAAUGAGGUUGGAAAGUGGUGGAAUUGCCCUUUAAAACAACACCCAAAAUGACUUCCAGUAACAGUGUUUUUGUUUAACACUAAUAGGAGUUAACUCUAGAUCAAUACAAGUAUAUUUCACUCUGUCAGACAAUUCACCUCCUAUAGUAAUAAAGUCCCUCUCAGGCAAAUCUAGAUGAUAAUUUCAUUAAUUAUCUUUGUUGAGUAAUUCCAACUCAUUAACAUAGCCACUCAGGGCAUUUCACUACUAAAGCCUCAACGCAUUGUCUCGCAUUUACUAAGGAAGCCAGAAAUGCCACAUCACUACUCGUUUGCGUCCCAAAUGGCACCCUAUUCCCUAUGUUGUGAACUACUUCUGCCCUAUGGGCCCUGGUCAAAAGUAGUGCAGUACACACUGAGUAUACCAAACAUUAAGAACACCUUCCUAAUAUUGAGUUGCCCUCAGAACAGACUCAAUUUGUCGGGGCAAAUUGGACAAGUUGGCUGGAUGUCCUUUGGUUGGGUGGACCAUUCUUGAUACACAUGGGAAACUGUUGAGCGUUAAAAAAAAAACAGCAGCGUUACAGUUCUUGACACACUCAAGCCGGUGCGACUGGCACCUACUACCAUACCCCGUUCAUGGAAAUAGUUAUUGUUUUGUAUACUCAGUGUAUAUGGAAUAAGGUGUAAUUUGCAAUGCAACCCCGUCACAUCCUGUGUCCCUCUCUCACUGACAAACUGACCGGCAGGAUGACAAGAUGAUCAAUGAUCAAAGCCCAUCAAUAUACUUCCUGAAUCCCGGGGGGAUGGGGGGUGCGCUGCUGGUAUCGAUUGGCCGUGUCUGGUUUCAUUAUUGUCGAGUGGGAUUGAAAGGAUGGGGUCAGUUCCUCCUGCCAGUAACUGUGUGUGUGUGUGUGUGUGUGUGUGUGUGUGUGUGUGUGUGUGUGUGUGUGUGUGUGUGUGUGUGUGUGUGUGAGAGAAGUGGAACGGAGGGCAGUUUGAUCUCCUAAUGAAUAACUUCCUGUGGAGUCGUUCCAUGUCAUUUCAGCAAGCCAUGACAACCACCAUCACAGAUUGUUCUGAAAUCGUUUAUGUAGUUAGAAACAGAUAAGAUUAGCAUUCCUUCAACAUUAUUUUGUUGGAAUUUCAUUUGAUCUCUGAGAAAUAAAGCUAAUUUGAUUGCACCCAAACUGGCCAUUUUGAUUUGUAAGAUUCACAUAAUAUUCAAUAAAUAUAGUAACCAAAAUCGGAUUUGGACUAAACUUCUUCUUACCAUUAAGUAAGACAUGAGGAAUCCAAUAACAUUUUCAAAAGCCACCCACGGACCCCCCACAUACCACUCCAUUCUCCCCAACAACCAGUAUACAGUAUAAAUUCACUAUGUCUGACAAGUAGUAUGGAGCUGUGGCUUGGAAUUUUGCUUCUUCAUCCUAUUUAAAUGUAUUCCCUGUUAAUCUGGUGAUGUUUCCCCCCCCCCCCCCCCCCCCCCCCCUGUUCAGAUAAAUUAGCUAUUGUAGUCGCUUGCAUUAUUUGCUAUAAAGUUGUGUGAAAGUACAAAGUUUUGCCCACUAGAUGCCACUGUUCCUGCUACUGCCACACCCUUUUAUAAAUGUUGCUGGUCUCUUGUGUUUAUUAAAUGGAUCACAACAUUUUCUUUGCAACUUUGGGUAGGAAACCAAUAGCUUUUGCUCAUGAUAAAAUCAAUUGUGUGGUCAUCCUCACAAUAAUAAUAAUAAUAAUAAUAAUAAUAAUAAUAAUAAUAAUAAUAAUCCCUUCAAGAAAGGUCUGGAUUAGUUAGACCGUUCCUGGUGAACAAGCAAACCAAUUUCUCUGAACAGGGGGAAAAACAUCACCAGAUUAACAGGGAAUACAUUACAAAGGAUGAAGAAGCAGUACUCCAAGCCGCAGCUCCAUACUACUUGUCAGUCAUAGAGAACUCAUACUGUAUACUGGUUGUUGGAGUAGGAUUGAUGAGGGGUGUGGGCGGUCCGUGGGUGGCUUUUAAUCAUUUUAUUGGAUUCCUCAUGUCUUAUUCAUUGUUAGGAAGAAUUACAGUCCAAAUUGGAUGAUCCGUACUAUAUUUAUUGAAAAUUAUAUGAAUCCCUUCAAUUAAAAUGACCAAUUUGGGUGAAAUCAAUUAGUUUAAUUUCUCAGAGAUCAAGUUAUAUUUCAACAAAAUAAUAUUUCAGAAGUGCUAAUGUUAUCUGUUUCUAACUACAGAAACGAUUUCAUCACAAUAUGAGAUGGUGGGUGUCAAUCCUCUUUCUUGUGCUUUUUGAGGUGGAAUGACCCUGUGACGUCAACCUUUACCCUACUGAGCAUGUUACAGGCCAUUAGAUGGUUGCCAGUGCACUGGUUUGGGUGUGUGUGUGUGUUUAUUGAAUUGAGAUGUGUGUGUGUGUGUGUGUGUGUGUGUGUGUGUGUGUUGUAGGCUUAAAAACACCACUUCUCUGUAAGUCAGGUUUAGGGAUGGAUUCCUAUUCAGUAAAGAGGAAGAUGAGAUUGUGUGAUAUGAUAAGAGAGUGCAAAUGAGAUUUUCAUCAAACGUCAGGCAGCUUAGUUUGAAGAAAUGCUUGAGGUUGUGUGUCUGUCUUUAUUUUAUUAUAGUGUCAUGCACAUGGGCUUAUAAGGCUGUAUGUCAAAUUGUGGCAUUGAAGGGGUUUAUGUGUUUGUUCAUCUCUGGUGUGUGUGUGUGUGUGUGUUUUCAUCCAUUGGAUUUUGUGUGUGGUUUGAAGUGGAAGUUCAGUGGACUCGUGUGAGUUCUUGUUUGCUAGUAUAUGGUAUACAUGUUGUGUAUAUGAUAUGUGAAUAAACGUUUGAAUGCACUGUAUAGUCUCUUUGUGUGUGUCUUUAAAUGCGUGCACAUUCAAAACCUUUACACACACAUGCGUGUGCGCACACCCACACACUAAUGAGUGUGACCGACUUCACCCCCUUCUCUCACACACGUCUGGUAACGGCAUUGCGGUGUCUCAAGCAGCAUUUACUGCCCUGGAGCUGCUGGGAGAUUGUAUGUGUCUGUGGAUGGGGAUGGGAGGUGAAUUAAAUCUGGGUUGCAGAAAGGUUUUCCUCAAGUUUGUGCGUGUGCGCGACGUGCGUGUGAAUAUGCAUAUUUAUACCAGUAAUAGUUUGAGAAUGUGUGAAAAUAUUGACGUACUGUGUGUGCAUGUACAGUGGGGCAAAAAAGUAUUUAGUCAGCCACUAUUUGUGCAAGUUCUCCCACUUAAAAAGAUGAGAGAGGCCUGUAAUUUUCAUCAUAGGUACACGUCAACUAUGAAAGACAAAUUGAGAAAAAAAAAUCCAGAAAAUCACAUUGUAGGAUUUUUUAUGAAUUUAUUUGCAAAUUAUGGUGGAAAAUAAGUAUUUGGUCACCUACAAACAAGCAAGAUUUCUGGCUCUCACAGACCUGUAACUUCUUCUUUAAGAGGCUCCUCUGUCCUCCACUCGUUACCUGUAUUAAUGGCAUCUGUUUGAACUUGUUAUCAGUAUAAAAGACACCUGUCCACAACCUCAAACAGUCACACUCCAAACUCCACUAUGGCCAAGACCAAAGAGCUGACAAAGGACACCAGAAACAAAAUUGUAGACCUGCACCAGGCUGGGAAGACUGAAUCUGCAAUAGGUAAGCAGCUUGGUUUGAAGAAAUCAACUGUGGGAGCAAUUAUUAGGAAAUGGAAGACAUACAAGACCACUGAUAAUCUCCCUCGAUCUGGGGCUCCACGCAAGAUCUCACCCCGUAGGGUCAAAAUGAUCACAAGAACGGUGAGCAAAAAUCCCAGAACCACACGGGGGGACCUAGUGAAUGACCUGCAGAGAGCUGGGACCAAAGUAACAAAGCCUACCAUCAGUAACACACUACGCCGCCAGGGACUCAAAUCCUGCAGUGCAAGACGUGUCCGCCUGCUUAAGCCAGUAAAUGUCCAGGCCUGUCUGAAGUUUGCUAGAGUGCAUUUGGAUGAUCCAGAAGAGGAUUGGGAGAAUGUCAUAUGGUCAGAUGAAACCAAAAUAGAACUUUUUGGUAAAAACUCAACUCGUCGUGUUUGGAGGACAAAGAAUGCUGAGUUGCAUCCAAAGAACACCAUACCUACUGUGAAGUAUGGGGGUGGAAACAUCAUGCUUUGGGGCUGUUUUUCUGCAAAGGGACCAGGACGACUGAUCCGUGUAAAGGAACGAAUGAAUGGUGCCAUGUAUCGUGAGAUUUUGAGUGAAAACCUCCUUCCAUCAGCAAGGGCAUUGAAGAUGAAACGUGGCUGGGUCUUUCAGCAUGACAAUGAUCCCAAACACACCGCCCGGGCAAUGAAGGAGUGGCUUCGUAAGAAGUAUUUCAAGGUCCUGGAGUGGCCUAGCCAGUCUCCUGAUCUCAACCCCAUAGAAAAUCUUUGGAGGGAGUUGAAAGUCUGUGUUGCCCAGCGACAGCCCCAAAACAUCACUGCUCUAGAGGAGAUCUGCAUGGAGGAAUGGGCCAAAAUACCAGCAACAGUGUGUGAAAACCUUGUGAAGACUUACAGAAAACGUUUGACCUGUGUCAUUGCCAACAAAGGGUAUAUAACAAAGUAUUGAGAAACUUUUGUUAUUGACCAAAUACUUAUUUUCCACCAUAAUUUGCAAAUAAAUUCAUAAAAAUCCUACAAUGUGAUUUUCUGGAAUUUUUUUUUCUCAUUUUGUCUGUCAUAGUUGACGUGUACCUAUGAUGAAAAUUACAGGCCUCUCUCAUCUUUUUAAGUGGGAGAACUUGCACAAUUGGUGGCUGACUAAAUACUUUUUUCCCCCACUGUACGUGUGGCUGUCAGCCCACCACAUAGUUCAGGUUAAUAAGUGUGUUCCUCCAGUGCUGUAACCUUCACACAGCUGGUACCAACAAUCAAUAACAAACAAGCAGGAAAUGAAGAAUGUCUUCAUUCUUUCACUCCUUCUAUCUCCUCACCUGUCCCUUAUAUUUUCCUGUACACUUUGAUUUCCUGUGAAGUUAUUAGAGGCUAGAGGGCGGUUCUGUGGGAAAGUCAACCUAAGCAUGCCCAAAUAAAGUUAGUCAUUUGCAAAUGAAACCACAUUCAUAAUUAUCCUGAAGGUUUAUAUGUUGGAGUUCAGCUUUAUUUGAAACAUUUAAUUAGGACAUUUUAUGAAUUUCUGCCAUUUCUAAAAGAAAAGGGCUAAUUUCAUGGCCUUUUGAAAGAGCUCACAGAGCUUGUUUCUCCACUCACAGCUGUCCCCCAGUGUUGGUUAUGAAAGUGAGAUGUUAAUGAAGCAAUACAGACCUAAUUGAAGUGUCUACAGUCAUGAAAAGAUAGGGGGUGACUUUUUCUCCAACUUGCCAAUAUUGAGAAGUCCACUUUCUUCGGUAACAGAUUGAGGGGAAAGACACAGAGAGGUUGUGUCUAAGGGCAGUAGACCGAAAUCAGUCUGCAUAUUACUCUAAUCUCCAAAUAAGCAGACGUCUAGUCUACAAGAAUGUCUACAUGUAUUUCUUAUCUAAUGUUUCUCCCUAAUUCAGUUUGAGGACUGCUUCUUGCCUUUGUGCACAUAGUGAAAGCACAGUAGAAGAGAAUAGAGUCCACUGCAAGACAAUGCAUGGGGGAGACUAGGGAAUUGGCUGUGGAAUGUGCAAUAGAAUCUAUGUGGAAUUUAAUAAAUUGGAGUGUAAAAUGUGACAGAAUGCAGUCUAGCAUGUAGAAUAGAAUGUAGAUUGUGGACUAGAAUACAAUGUCAACUUAAAUAGAAUGUAGAAUGUGGACUAGAAUACAAUGUAAACUUGAAUAGAAUGUAGAAUGUGGACUAGAAUACAAUGUAAACUUGAAUAGAAUGUAGAAUGUGGACUAGAAUACAAUGUAAACUUGAAUAGAAUGUAGAAUGUGGACUAGAAUACAAUGUAAACUUGAAUAGAAUGUAGAAUGUGGACUAGAAUACAAUGUAAACUUGAAUAGAAUGUAGAAUAUGAAAUAGAAUGUGGAAAUUAAUUAAAACUCUUAGUCCUGUGAGGAAAGGUUUGAGACCCAUUACAUCAUUUUGGGGAGUACAAGAAUACCAGUGUGCCUUAGUUUCUUGUUCUGAAUGUUCCUCUAUGAAGGAACUACCCAAGGUGUGUGAACAAACACCGCUCUUUUUUAAAUCACUUUUUAUUUUGUUUUCUCAAACUUACAGAUUGCACCUUUAUCUAAAGGCUCUUGUUAGUGAGCACUGGCCAGUCACCUCAUAUCAGCUCACACCUGGUCCAACCUAAAGGACUCAUACACUCUUAUACAAUCAGUGUGUUUACACAUGAGGGAAGUGUGAGUGAAUGUGUGUGUGUGUGUGUGUGUGUGUGUGUGUCUGUCUCAGAGUGUUGUUCAUGUGAAGAGUGUGAGGGGUGUUUAUGUGAAGAUUAAAUGUGGGUGUGUGUGUUUGUAAGCUUUGGGUGUGUCAAGGAUGUGUAUGUGAAUAGUAGGCCUGUGCUUGAGAGAGUUGUUUAUGUGGAGCGUGUGUGUGUGUGUGUGUGUGAGAGAGAGAGCUAUAUCGUCUGGUGUAUUCAGUGCGUUGAUAUGUCUCUGUGUGUGUGUACAGUACAGUAGGGGAGUGUGUUUGAUCCCUAUCUACCCCAUGAUUGUCCACAUCAGCUGUCAAUCACUCUCUGUGAGUGCAAACUAAAGCCCCUCCCCCCUGCUAUGAUGGAGUGGUAGUAGUGUUGUUAUGAGAGAUGUUGUCGUGCCCUAUGCUAGGGACAUAUACCAGAUGCCUGUCCUGUUGAUUUUUGUACGCACAGUGUGUGUGUGUGUGUGUGUGUGUGUGUGUGUGUGUGUGUGUGUGUGUGUGUGUGUGUGUGUGCGCCUGUGUGUGGAGUAAAAAAAUAGUAUUUCUCCUGAGGAACUUUACCUCCUAAUGCAACAACUUCUACCUCAACAACCCAGUAGUUUGAAACCUGGAACACAUUUGACUUGUCAUUUGUUAUUUCGACAAGUCGAAGAGUUUGGAAAUGUGCCUUGUUGAACGUAGCCUUGUGUUGCAGAGUUCCAAAUCUGGCACUACUUUCUUCAUGCUGUACAUUCCAAAGCUGGCGAAAGUUUUUACUAAUUUCUCUUUUAUUUUCGGAGGGAGAGAGAGGGAGAGUGGCUUCGAAGGUCAUGGGAAAACGAGUCCACAUUGCAUGCUAAUCUUAGCCCUGUAGAAGUCCCACAUCCCAUAGAAAAACAUAGAAGAAAAGUAUCCUGGUCCCAGAUCUGUUUGUGCUGUUUUGCCAACUCCUAUGGUAAUUGUGAUGUGGCUAAGGCCCAAACAGAUCUGGGAUCAGGCUAGAAGAAAAGGGUUUCUAUAUUGUGUCUCUUUGUACUUAAGUGUCUAUCAUGAUCAUGUGCUCAACACAUCUGAUGCAACGAUAUAGAAAGCUUGUUGUGGAAUUAAGUGUGAUUUCAAUUACAAAAAACUUCACAAAGAAGAAGAGAAAUAAUCAAGUUAAAUUGGAAAGCAUACAAUUAUAAAGACUGUGUCUUGGUGCGUGAUGGCUUACAGUCUGUCUCUGUCUUGUGUCCACAGCAUGUGGAGAGGCUUGAAUGUAAACUGUACAGACAGUUCAGGGUACACACCCCUCCACCACGCAUCACUGAACGGACACAGGUAAGAGUGUGUGUGUGUGUGUGUGUGUGUGUGUGUGUGUGUGUGUGUGUGUGUGUGUGUGUGUGUGUGUGAAUGUGGAGAGUGGCUGGUGGGGGUGAGGAAUUGUGUGCUUGCAUGCUUGUGAGUGUAAUGCAAUGUGAUUGCCUUUACCUGGCAUGCACACACACACACACACACACACACACACACAUACACACACCAGGGCUGGGCGAUAUAUCAAAUUAAUUUGAUUAAUUUAAAUUUAUGUUUUUCCGCGAUAUUCCAAAUGCCUGUAUCGCAAGAAUCAAGGUUUGUAGAUUUUUCUGAGCGUUUAUAUCUGCUUGUUGUAUUUUUGGUCUCAUCUCCUUCUCUUCUGCUGUGACCGUGCACCUUCCCAUUCACACACACACACACACACAGACUUGAAAGCCAGAUCAGUGAUUAUUGCAAAAAAGCAGGUUAAACUGUUUUCAUAAAAUAAUUACAAUAUUAGUGGUUCUUAUGGUUGUGGAGAGCUUACAGUUGAAGUCGGAAGUUUACAUACCCCUUAGCCAAAUACAUUUCAACUCAGUUUUUCACAAUUCCUGACAUUUAAUCCUAGUAAAAAUUCCCUGUUUUAGGUCAGUUAGGAUCACCACUUUAUUUUAAGAAUGUGAAAUGUCAGAAUAAUAGUAGAGAGAAUGAUUUAUUUCAGCUUUUAUUUCUUUCAUCACAUUCCCAGUGGGUCAGAAGUUUACAUACACUCAAUUAGUAUUUGGUAGCAUUGCCUUUAAAUUGUUUAACUUGGGUCAAACGUUUUGGGUAGCCUUCCACAAGCUUCCCACAAUAAGUUGGGUGAAUUUUGGCCCAUUCCUCCUGACAGAGCUCGUGUAACUGAGUCAGGUUUGUAGGCCUCCUUGCUCGUACACGCUUUUUCAGUUCUGCCCACACAUUUUCUAUAGGAUUGAGGUCAGGGCUUUGUGAUGGCCACUCCAAUACCUUGACUUUGUUGUCCUUAAGCCAUUUUGCCACAACUUUGGAAGUAUGCUUGGGGUCAUUGUCAAUUUGGAAGACCCAUUUGCGACCAAGCUUUAACCUCCUGACUGAUGUCUUGAGAUGUUGCUUCAAUAUAUCCACAUAAUUUUCCUUCCUCAUGAUGCCAUCUAUUUUGUGAAGUGCACCAGUCCCUCCUGCAGCAAAGCACCCCCACAUAUUGAUGCUGCCACCCCCAUGCUUCAAGGUUGGGAUGGUGUUCUUCGGCUUGCAAGCAUCCCCCUUUUUCCUCCAAACCUAACGAUGGUCAUUAUGGCCAAAGAGUUAUAUUUUUGUUUAAUCAGACCAAAGGACAUUUCUCCAAAAAGUACGAUCUUUGUCCCCAUGUGCAGUUGCAAACCAUAGUUUGGCUUUUUUAUGGCGGUUUUGGAGCAGUGGCUUCUUCCUUGCUGAGCGGCCUUUCAGGUUAUGUCGAUAUAGGACUCGUUUUACUGUGAAUAUAGAUACUUUUGUACCUGUUUCCUCCAGCAUCUUCACAAGGUCCUUUGCUGUUGUUCUGGGAUUGAUUUGCACUUUUCGCACCAAAGUACGUUAAUCUCUAGGAGACAGAACCCGUCUCCUUCCUGAGCGGUAUGACGGCUGCGUGGUCCCAUGGCAUUUAUACUUGCGUACUAUUGUUUGUACAGAUGAACGUGGUACCUUCAGGCGUUUGGAAAUUGCUCCCAAGGAUGAACUAGACUUGUGGAUGUCUACAAUUCUUUUUCUGAGGUCUUGGCUGAUUUCUUUUGAUUUUCCCAUGAUGUCAAGCAAAGAGGCACUGAGUUUGAAGGAAGGCCUUGAAAUACAUCCACAGGUACACCUCCAAUUGACUCAAAUGAUGUCAAUGGCAAUGAUCAAUUAGCCUAUCAGAAGCUUCUAAAGCCAUGACAUCAUUUUUCUGGAAUUUUCCAAGCUGUUUAAAGGCACAGUUAACUUAGUGUAUGUAAACUUCUGACCCACUGGAAUUGUGUUUCAGUGAAUUAUAAGUGAAAUAAUCUGUCUGUAAACAAUUGUUGGAAAAGUUACUUGUGUCAUGCACAAAGUAGAUGUCCUAACCAAUUUGCCAAAACUAUAGUUUGUUAACAAGGAAUUUGUGGAGUGGUUGAAAAACGAGUUUUAAUGACUCCAACCUAAGUGUAUGUAAACUUCCGACUUCAACUGUAUAUUUAGCCAAGGUAUAAUUUCAGAAGCCCUGAAUUCAUUAGAUUAUUGCUGACUGUUUGAAAUGCAGUGUAUUGACCUUUAAUUGUACAACAAAGCUUAUUUAGAGAAAGCAUUUUAAAAAAUCAAGAUGUAUAUCGUGAAUCACCAAUACAUUUGGAAAAAAUAGAGAUUUUUAUGCCAUAUCGACCAGCCCUAACUCACACACACACACACACACACACACAAACACACACACACACACACACACACACACACACACACACACAAAUCCCUUUUCCCACUGUUGGAUUAAGAUGAGUCUGACGGCUAGCCCUGCUCAGCCAAACUGUCGGAUUAACACUGUGCUUUGGAGGCAAUUAUGUGGAUUUCCUUCUUUAGAAAAGCUGCAGUAGAGCAGAGAGAGAAGGAGGGAGAGAGAGAGAUAAAGGGAGAGCGAAGGAGGGAGAGAGAAGGAGGGAGAGAGCGAAAAGUACAGUCUCCAAGUGAAAAACAAGGUCACCAACACACACUUAGAGAAGUGAUUUAGAAGUUUAGAUGAGGGGGGAAGAAAGAGGGAACUACCAAUUUAACUGUAAACUUUUAGACGCUUGAAUUUUGACAAUGUAUGCAUCCUAAAUUGCACCCUAUUCCCCAUAUACUGUAGUAGUGCACUAUAUAGGGAAUAGGGUGCCAUUUGGGACACAAACAAUGUGAACGUGGCGUUCUAAAAGGUGAAGCAACAAACUGUAUUCUUUCAAUGUGAAGAGUGAAUUUCAGUCCAGCUAAUGCUAUUAAUGAUUUUAAUCUACAUAUAAACAUUCAGGGUAGCCUUGGUUAUGCAGCCAUUAUGAUUCGGGCCAAGUAAAGUACUCAUGAUUUUCUCUCUCUCCCCCCUUCUCGCUCUGUUUCCAUUUUCUUUCUUUCUUUCUCUCUCUCCCUCUUCUUCUUUAUCUCUCUCCCCUUCUCCCUCUCUCUCCCCUUCUCCCUCUCUCUCUAUCCCCUUCCGCUUCCCCCAUUCUCCCCCAUCCUCCCCCCUCCCCCCCCUUCUCAGGGACGUGGUAUUGAAGUUGCUCCAGUUUGAAGCCUCCACCAACGUGGCUGACAGUAAGGGCUGCUUCCCCUUGCACCUGGCUGCCUGGCGGGGGGACGUAGACAUCGUCCGUAUCCUCAUCCACCACGGGCCCUCACACUGCCGCGUCAACCAGCAGGUGAGGAGGGAACACACAGCACACUCUAAUACUGGACAACACACUGUUCUGUUCUGCACUAUACUGUUCUAUACACUGUUCUGCACUAUCAUGAGAAUGGGUAAAUGUGUGGACAGUGUGUUUUCACACAUACGUGUCUGUAUUUGUCUGUGGCUGUGUAAAUCAGUGAGAGAUGAUUUACUCAAGAUUGUGUGUGUCUGUGUCUGUGUCUGUGUGUGUGGAGCUACUGUAUAUCUUUGGCACUACACUGCCUGAACCAGAAACUACACCCUGCAUAUAUUACACUAGUCACCAAGAUAUAGUGCCCACUAAACAACACACUCAUCAUCAACACUAACAGCGCUGGGCCAUUCUCUACACAUUACCCCACCUGAAUUAUAUUACACACACACCAUUACUCAUGUCAGAGCGGAGUGUGUGUGUGUGUGAAUGGAUUGCCAUGCUGGUGUUUACUACAGUUUUAUUGGAGGAAUCAGGAGCAUGCAGGAGUAACAUUUUGAAGCAGUUUGGUUUUACUAUGGAGAAAGAUAGGGGGAGAGAGAGGAAGGGGAGAGGGAGGGAGAGAAGAGUAGAGAUAGAGAGGAGGAAGGUAGUAAAUGAGGGAAGAAGCAAGGAAAAGGUAGAAUGAGGGAGGUAGAGGUAGGAAUAGAGGAGGGAGGUAGAGGGAAAGAAGAAGCAUGCUAGACAGAAUGAGAGAGGGGUAAGAGGAGGAUAGAAAGUGAUAGAGACACGAGAGAGGGAGACUGAAGGAUGGAGGUAGAGAGAGAUAGAUAGUAAACAGACUAGAAGGUGUGUCAGUUCUAUUAGUGGUAGGUUAUGGGAGGUUAUUGGAGGUUAUGGGAGGUUAUUGGAUGGUUGUAAAGCAGGCAGAGCCCACUGUUUACUACUGGGUACACUGAACACACAUGUACACUGAACACACACACACACAAACACCGUACACAAAUUCAUGCACACACACAGAGCUUUUUAUGCUAUGCUUAUGUGGCAUUAACAGGAGAGCGUGUUGUGUCAGUUCACAAAUGCUUUCAUUUGAGUAAUUGUUUAUAAUGUAUACGUAUAAAUUCUGUGUGAAUAUGCAGGUGUCUGUGUAUACUUGCGUGUGUGAGUGUGUGUGAGUGUGUGUUCAUGAGUCAGUGAGCCGUAACCAUUGAAUUGACCAAUCUCUGCAUGCAUUAGGACAUGGCUCUACUAGCAGAAAAUCAAUGGAAGCUCAUUCAUGUUAAGUGUCUCUUGUUGGAAAACAAACCCCUCUUCUACCACAGGGGUUCUCAACCUCGGUCCUGGUUCCUCCCCCUGGGUGCACAGUGGUUCUCAACCUCGGUCCUGGUUCCUCCCCCUGGGUGCACAGUGGUUCUCAACCUCGGUCCUGGCUCCUCCCCCUGGGUGCACAUUUCAUUUUUUGCUCUAGCACUACACAGCUGAUUCAAAUAAUCAAAACUUGAUGAUGAGUUGGUUAUUUGAAUCAGCUGUGUAGUGCUAGGGCAAAAACCCAACCUUCACCCAGGGGGAGGGGGACCUAGGACCGAGUUUGGGAAACCCUGUUCAACUCCUUAUACACCUCAGCAACACACAAACAGACAAACACACAGACGCCACAUGCACACGUGUGUGUAACCAUGUCCUCUCUAGGUCCCUCUAUGCUGCAGACAGGAAUGUUUUCUUUUCCAACAGCAGGGGGACGGAAAGAAUACACCAUUCACUUUCUCUCCCUCUCUUUCUUCUGACUCUGAGAGAGUCUCAUUAAGAAAUGCUAGACGGAAGGAAAGUAGUGUGGAAAUCUACCAAAAAACUAUUAGGCAACAACAAAUUCAAUCCCUUCUAGACAAUAUGUUUCACUGUAAUACAUUUACAUUUUAGUCAUUUAGCAGACACUCUUAUCCAGAGCGACUUACAGUUAGUGAGUGCAUACAUGUUUUGUUUUUUUCAUACAUGCCCCCCGUGGGAAUCGAAACCCACAACCCUGGCGUUGCAAGCGCCAUGCUCUACCAACUGAGCUACAUGGGGCCUGUAAACUUGGCAGUAGAAAACUUAAACAGUAUGUUUGACCUCUCAGCUUCCCUAUCAAAUCAAGAAAAUUAACAACAAUGACAAAUAGUUUGAUGAAGAAUACAAAAACCUAAGAAAGAAAUUGAGAAACCUAUCCAACCAAAAACAUAGAGACCCAGAAAACCUGAACCUACGCCUUCGCUAUGGUGAAUCACUAAAACAAUACAGAAAUACACAACGGAAAAAGAAGGAACAGCAUGUCAGAAAUCAGCUCAAUGUAAUUGAAGAAUCCAUAGAAUCUAACCACUUCUGGGAAAAUUGGAAAACUCUAAACAAACAACAACACAAAGAGUUAUGUAUCCAAAACGGAGAUGUAUGGAUAAACCACUUCUCCAAUCUUUUUGGCCCUAUAACAAACAAACAGCAAAAACAUAUACGUGAUCAAAUAAAAAUAUUAGAAUCAACUAUUAGACUACCAGAACCCACUGGAUUCUCCAAUUACAUUGAAUGAACUACAGGACAAAAUACAAACCCUCCAACCCAAAAAGGCCUGUGGGGUUGAUGGUAUCCUAAAUGAAAUGAUAAAAUAUACAGACCACAAAUUCCAAUUUGACCCCAAUAACUACCGUGGGAUAUGCGUCAACAGCAACCUUGGGAAAAUCCUCUGCAUUAUCAUUAACAACAGACUCGUACAUUUCCUCAGCGAAAACAAUGUACUGAGCAAAUAUGACCGACCGCCUUGUCUUAUGUAGCAAAAUUUGAAAUUGUGUUUUUUACAUUGGACACAGAGCUACAAAAUGGUAUAUCAUACACUGCAUUUAAGGGAACAAUGGGAAAGGAAUUCUGCUUUGAAAGUUGAUCUCACUUUUGAGAAAAUGUCCUUUGAAUGUUUUGGUACCUACUAAAGAGCUCUUCUUUGUCUACACCCAUUCAGCAUCAUUCACACCCUCUUAAGCUUUAGCCCCACCCAUCUCGUUUCGCUCUCGGAGCGUUCAGAGCGCACACUUGAUGCUCUGGCCGAUGAGUAGGGUUGAUCCGAGCGUUCUGACCUCACAACAGCAGUCAAGCGCCCAAGCUAACUGGCUAACAUUGGCUAGCUAGCUACGUCCAGACACAAAAUUGGGAUUAUGGUUCAUUGUUUACCUCUGGAUAAAAGGAAAACAGCAAUUUUACUCACCCUAGCAGAGAUGGUUAGGCUGUUUUCAUGUUAUCCAGAGCGUUGGUGACUAACUGUGCUGCUGGCAACAUUUUAAUUAUGCUUUUUUGGUGACAUUUAUUCAACGGGUGUUGUGCGUUCGUAAAUUCAUCAGUUAUUCUGCGCUCUGGCAUACUCUGACUGAAUUUACGAACGCACCCGAAAUGGUUACUUGCAUAGUGGAGUCUUUUGUUAAGAUAUGUAGCUAGCUAGCUACGUAAACAAUUAACCAUAAUCACAACUCAGUACGUUAGCACCCUGCAUGAAUCUGCAGAUAGCUAACCAACCAGGUUCAAUGUUAGCAAGCAAAUGGCUCUGGGAUAGGAGUAAGAUUGUACAUGUAAUGUUAGCUAGCGAGCCAGCCAGCUAACGUUAGCUAGCUAACAGUACACUUUAACUUGAAAUGAAACCACUUUCUGUCAAAAUUAGAAACGUGUAAUAUCUGAAAAUGUAGCUAGCUAGACUAUUUUACCCGUAUACAUCAUGCAUGAUGGACAAGUCUCCCUGUCACGGUUGCCCUUAGUUUGAAGAUCCAGAGACAGGUGUUUUCUCCACCUCUUUAGCUAUCAUACUCUAAUUCCACUGAUUUCAAAACUCGAUCCUCCAGAAAGUGGAGAGCAGUACUUAUGCAGCUCCACUACACGAUACAUUUAAAAAAAGCUGUGUUAGACAGUAUUACCUACACAUACUGACCAGCUCAAAUAGACAGAAGUGUGCUAUAUGGCAGACCAAUCCGAACUCCUCUCUCGGCAUGUCCAGCCCACUAGCCAAUCAUGGCUAGUGGGAAGGUUGCUGUCUUUUUCUGUGACUUAACAGACUAGGCUCGUAAUUUAACAAUUCUAUUCGUAUUUACAGAUGGCAUACUAGUUUGUUAUUAAGGCACAUGAAAGUUCACAUGUUGCAGAAGGCAUUUCUGCCAAAAAAAAAAAAAUAUCGAUAAAAAAAAAGUUUAUGUUCAAAUGGCUUUCCUGUGAAGUUGUGACCCGCUACAUACGCCUAGUUUCCUGAAAUGAGUCACAAAUAUCAAAUUGGCUUUUUACCAAAUUACCGUUGGACAGACCACGUAUUCACGCUGCACACUCUAAAUGACAAACAAACAAAUCAAAACAAACGCAAAGUCUUCUCAUGCUUUGUUGAUUUAAAAAAAGCUUUCGACUCAAUUUGGCAUGAGGGCCUGCCAUACAAAUUGAUGGAAAGUGGUGUUGGGGGGAAAACAUACGACAUUAUAAAAUCCAUGUACACAAACAACAAGUGUGCGGUUAAAAUGGGCAAAAAACACACAUUUCUUUCCACAGGGCCGGGGGGGUGAGACAGGGAUGCAGCUUAAGCCCACCCUCUUCAACAUAUAUAUCAACUAAUUGGCGAGGGCACUAGAACCAACCAAGAAUUCACAAAAUGGGACAAACACCAAAUUGAGACUCUGCAUGCAGAAUUCUGCAAAAACAUCCUCAGUGUACAACGUAAAACACCAAAUAAUGCAUGCAGAGCAGAAUUAGGCCAAUAGCCGCUAAUUAUCAAAAACCAGAAAAGAGCCGUUAAAUUCUAUAACCAAGCGAUUCCCAAACCUUCCAUAACAAAGCCAUCACCUACAGAGAGAUGAACUUGGAGAAGAGUCCCCUAAGUAAGCUGGUCCUGGGGCUCUGUUCACAAACACAAACAGACCCCACAGAGCCCCAGGACAACAACAACAACACAAUUAAACCCAAACAAAUCAUGAGAAAACAAAAAGAGAAUUACUUGACACAUUGGAAAGAACAAACAAAAAAACAGCGCAAACUAGAAUGCUAUUUGGCCCUAAACAGAGAGUACACAGUGGCAGAAUACCUGACCACUGUGACUGACCCAAACUUAAGGAAAGCUUUGACUAUGUACAGACUCAGUGAGCAUAGCCUUGCUAUUGAGAAAGGCCGCCGUAGGCAGACCUGGCUCUCAAGAGAAGACAGGCUAUGUGCACACUGCCCACAAAAUGAGGUGGAAACUGAGCUGCACUUCCUAACCUCCUGCCAAAUGUAUGACCAUAUUAGAGACACAUAUUUCCCUCAGAUUACAGCGAUCCACAAAGAAUUCAAAAACAAACCCAAUUUUGAUAAACUCCCUUAUCUACUGGGUGAAAAACCACAGUGUGCCAUCACAGCUGCAAGAUUUGUGACCUGUUGCCACAAGAAAAGGGCAACCAGUGAAGAACAAACACCAUUGUAAAUACAACCCAUAUUUAUGUUUAUUUAUUUUCCCAUUUGUACUUUAACUAUUUGCACAUUGUUAAAACACUGUAUAUAUACAUAAUAUGACAUUUGAAAUGUCUUUAUUAUCUACUUCUGAGUGUAAUGUUCACUGUUAAUAUUUAUUGUUUAUUUCACUUUUGUUUACUAUCUACUUCACUUGCUUUGGCAAUGUUAACAUACGUUUCCCAUGGAGGGAGGGAGGGAGGGAGGGAGAGAGGGAGAGAGGGAGAGAGGGAGAGAGGGAGAGAGGGAGAGAGGGAGAAGACUGCUGCUGUAACUUUAUAGGGGGAUAAAAUACCUAAAGAGGAGAAUGCCGACACUUCCAGCUUUUCACCAGGUGCAACAUUGCCCUCUCUGUGAGCCAUGACAUAGGUCAGAGGUCAUGAGUGUGAGCUGAGGUCACUGCCUGUGGGGGGUGUGUGUUGUACAUUGCCACAGCAUUUUUAAAUGGAACCAUAUGCUUCCUGGCAAAUUCCCUUUUGGAAUACUGGGAACGUGUGAAAGUUCCCUCUCAGGUGAAAACAGGGAGGAUAUGCCCAUCCUAAGAUCUAGUGUGCUGUUUGUGUGCGUGCGUGGAGGAUCUCUCUCUCCCAGUGCUAAUGCCAGAGAGUGUGAGAGAUGGGUCAAUUGGCUGUGAAGUGUUAGCCACAAGAGAGCUUCUCUCUCUCAGUCUUCCUCUCUGUCUUGCUGUUCUCUUUUUUCCCUUGUUCCUCACUCCCUCUUCUCUCUCUCUCUCCCCCUCUUCUCUCUUCCCUUCCUCCCUCCCUCUCUCUCUCUCUCUCUCUCUCUCUCUCUCCCUCAAUCUAUUGCCUAUCAAAGCUGUCUUUUUAAAACUCAUCUUCUUAAUUUCUCUUUUCCAUCUCGCUCGCUUUCUCUCCACCCCCCUUCUCUCUCUCGCUCUCUCUCUUUCUUUCUCUCUCUCUCUCUCUCUCUCUCUCUCUCUCUCUCUCUCUCUCUCUCUCUCUCUCUCUCUCUCACGCACAGACACACACACUUUUAAAAUGUUGCUUAGUUUGUUUACCUAGCUCCUCCUGGAUGUUCAUGUAAAUGUUAGCGUUAAUGCUAUGCAGCAGGGUAAACGGUGCCUGGUGCUCUCAGACAAAUCGGUGGUUACACAGUGGCUGUUCAAACAAGCACCCUUGUCCCACCGCCCUCUGAUUUCAUCUUCCCAGGGAUAGCCUGAAAUUACCUGUUUAUUUAAACGCCUCUAGCUGUGUAUUUAUCCUUUUGUAGAUUAGCUAGGAUAGCAGUGUGUGUGUGUGUGUGUGUGUGUGAGAGAGAGAGAGAGAGAGAGAGAGAGAGAGAGAGGGAUUCUGUGUGUUUGUGUGUGUGUCUGUAUGCCUGUACAUGUGUACGUUUCUGUGUGAGAACAGGCUGCAGUGAAAAUGAACAAGCAAAACUGUUUCUGAUCAUUGCCUGUACAGUAUAUAAUCGAUAAGCGCUAUAAAAACAUGCUGUAUCCCAUACAUUCAUUAUAAGAUUAAUCGCUAGUCGUGAGGCGUUCCACAAAUCACAUCGCUAGUUUUGAGCAUUUUAUGAACAAUCAUCAUGUAUAACAUCCGUGUACCAAAAGACUCAACACAAACAUUAUGACAGCCAGGUAUUGGUGUGUUAAUAGCAGCAGGUGGCUGUUGCUUAUGGCUCAUUCAGCAAUAAUGCUCUGUCUGCUGGCUGAUAUCGGUAAGCCGUCAGAGCUAAUGGAAAUAUAUUGGCUUCCUUUGACAACAUGGAGCGACGGUUCCCUGUCUCUAUCCCACCCUCUCUGUAUCAGCAGUGCGCACAGUUCUGUUCUGGAAGAUUCCACUAUAGCAAGGGGUGGAGGGGGGAUAGAGCGGGGAACAGAGCGAUUUGAUUGGCCCGUCAGGCACAGCGCUGUAGCACGCUGUAGUGUUUUUGCCCCCUGCGUCGGUGAGUAUGUAUUUACUGUGUGGGUUUGUGUCUUGUACCCUUUUUCCAUCACUUUUCUCUCUCUCUCUCUCUCUCUCCUUCUCCUCUCCUCUCUCUCUCCUCUCUCUCUCCUCUCCUCUCUCUCUCUCUCUCCUCUCUCUCUCCUCUCUCAUCUCUCUCGUCUCUCUCUCUCUCAUCUAGGGGCGCUCAUUCGAUGGCAUUGCUCCCCUCUCCUCUCCAGGAGAUGACUGCAGGCAGAGUAAUGAAGAUGGGGGAGAAGAGAAGAGGGGAGUGCUCGCGCUUAGGAGAGAGCAGGCACAAAAGUGGGAGGAGAGGUGUGUGUAUUCAGAGUGAUGAUGUUCAGACCAGGGGAGAAGCAUAGCGUGCUGAAUGUUGGUGUGUGUGCGUACGUUCAUACGUGCCCGUGUGGGUGUACCUACGUUCAUACGUGCCUGUGUGUGUGUGUACCUACGUUCAUACGUGCCUGUGUGUGUGUGUGUGUGUGUGUACCUAUGUUCAUGCGUGCCUGUGUGUGUGUGUGUGAAUGUACUGUGUUCCCAUGCCCAGCUCCAGUGAGCCAGAGUAGAGUUAGUUAGAUUAGCCGGUCCCCCCCCCCCCCCUUCUUUCUCUUCUCCCAAUGCUGGAUUGUAUUAAAGUUAGGGAUUCACACACACACACCACACACUACACACUACACACACACACCACACACACACCACAAACACACACUGAAUUAGGAGGAAAAGGAUGUUUCCUCUCUUAAUUCAACCAGCACAUACUUUUCCAUUCCAUCUCGUGUCCACAAAGAACCCUGGUGUGUCUGUGCCUGUGUGUCAGAGUGUCUGUGAGAGGGAGAAACAGAGAGAGAGUGUGUGUGUGUGUAUAUAUGUGGUGUGUGUGUAUAUGUGGUGUGUGUGUGUGUUUGCGAGUGUGUAGUAUACAGUAUAAACAGCAUGCUUGUGGAACCAGUCAUCCCUCUCUGUAGUGCUCUCCUGCUGUGCUCUGUACUACCCUGUAUGGCUGUGUCCUCUACCCUGUAUGGCUGUGCUCUGUACUACCCUGUAUGGCUGUGUCCUCUACCCUGUAUGGCUGUGUCCUCUACCCUGUAUGGCUGUGUCCUCUACCCCGUAUGGCUGUGCUCUGUACUACCCUGUAUGGCUGUGUCCUCUACCCUGUAUGGCUGUGCUCUGUGCUACCCUGUAUGGCUGUGUCCUGUACUACCCUGUAUGGCUGUGUCCUGUACUACCCUGUAUGGCUGUGCUCUGUACUACCCUGUAUGGCUGUGUCCUCUACCCUGUAUGGCUGUGUCCUCUACCCUGUAUGGCUGUGUCCUCUACCCUGUAUGGCUGUGUCCUGUACUACCCUGUAUGGCUGUGCUCUGUACUACCCUGUAUGGUUGUGUCCUCUACCCUGUAUGGCUGUGAUCUGUACUACCCUGUAUGGCUGUGUCCUCUACCCUGUAUGGCUGUGUCCUGUACUACCCUGUAUGGCUGUGCUCUGUACUACCCUGUAUGGCUGUGUCCUCUACCCUAUAUGGCUGUGAUCUGUACUACCCUGUAUGGCUGUGCUCUGUACUACCCUGUAUGGCUGUGUCCUCUACCCUGUAUGGCUGUGUUCUGUACUACCCUGUAUGGCUGUGUCCUCUACCCUGUAUGGCUGUGCUCUGUACUACCCUGUAUGGCUGUGUCCUCUACCCUGUAUGGCUGUGCUCUGUACUACCCUAUAUGGCUGUGCUCUGUACUACCCUGUAUGGCUGUGUCCUCUACCCUGUAUGGCUGUGUCCUGUACUACCCUGUAUGGCUGUGCUCUAUUGCAGUCAAUACUGUACCACUACCGUGUUCCACUGAGCCUGAGAUCCUAAUGCAGAAACCUAAAUCAACCCCAUUGCCUAUAGACACUCCUGAAAGGUAGAAGCAAUUUGUGAAGCAAUAUGGCAAUUAUGUCACCAUGUCUUUUGAUAGACUGGCUGGCCUUUUUACCAUAUUGUGAAAGUAUUCUACAGAGUGCCCUGAUAUUAUCCUGACCAUGUGACCUGACAAGGAGGUUGUGUGGUACUGACCAUAGACCAGGGAUGGGCAAUGGUCCCCCCUCCACCACCUGGAGAGCAAAACAUUUUAGCAGCCCCCCUCUUAUUUCCUGCAAUUCUACACAUUUUGCCAAUAUGAUAUCUAAGUGAGAGUGACUAACAAAAGGGGGGCCACCAGUUGCCCAUCCCUGCCAUAGACGGACAACAGGGGGUGAUAGAAGGCUACUGUGGGCAGCUCUAGGACAGGUUAAUUGGGUUGAAGAGAAGAACACUGCCCUGGAGAUUCAGGAGAGUCCUCUGGUAAACUGUAUGUGUGACAGUAGAGUUUGUCCCACACAGUAGAUGGAGCUAUGCAUGCAAGAUCUCACAGACAAUGAGGUCAACAUAAUAGAUGUAUCCAUAUUGUAAAGCGAUACAUUGUUUGUUUACUAAGACAGUUGCUCCCCCCUGUAUACAGAACCAUGAGAGUGAGACAGCGCUGCACUGUGCGGCCCAGUACGGCCACUCUGAGGUGGUGUCCAUCCUACUGCAGGAGCUGACAGACCCCACCAUGAGAAACAGCCGCAACGAGACCCCCCUGGACCUGGCCGCACUCUACGGACGACUUCAGGUGAGGAUGGACCACCCCUUUGAGUAACGUUCCUCUCUAGGUUUCUUUGUUCUACAGAGUUUCCCCAAGCCAAUGUGCCUCUGCCUCUGAUUCUGCUUGGGGGGGGGCUUUGACUAGUUUCAUUAGUUGUGCUAGUUCAGGACUAUAACAAAAUACACUAUAUAUACAAAAGUAUGUGGACACUCCUUCAAAUGAGUGGAUUCGGGCUAUUUCAGCCACACCCAUGCUGACAGGUGUAAUAAAUCGAGCACACAGCCAUGCAAUCUCCAUAGACAAACAUUGGCAGUAGAAUGGCCUUACUGAAGAGCUCAGUGACUCAACAUUGCACCGUCAUAGGAUGCAACCUUUCCAACAAGUCAGUUUGUCAAAUUUCUGCCCUGCUAGAGUUGCCCCAGUCAACUGUAAGUGCUGUUAUUAUGAAGUGGAAACGUCUAAGAGCAACAACGGCUCAGCCGUUAAGUUGUAGGCCACACAAGCUCACAGAACGGGACUGCUGAGUGCUGAAGCAUGUAGCGCGUAAAAAUAGUAUGUUCUUGGUUGCAACACUCACUACACAAAAUACCUUUGAAAACAACGUCAGCACAAUAACUGUUCGUCGGGAGCUUCACGAAAUGGGUUUCCAUGGCCAAGCAGCCGCACACAAGCCUAAGAUCACCAUGUGCAAUGCCAAGCGUCGCCUGGAGUGGUGUAAAGCUCGCCGGCAUUGGACUCUGGAGCAGUGGAAAUGCCUUCUCUGGAGUGAUGAAUCACGCUUCACCAUCUGACAGUCCGACAGAUGAAUCUGGGUUUGGCGGAUGCCAGGAGAACACUACCUGCCCCAAUGCAUAGUGCCAACUAUAAAGUUUGGUGGAGGAGGAAUAAUGGUCUGUGGCUGUUUUUCAUGGUUCGGGCUAGGCCCCUUAGUUCCAGUGAAGUGGAAUCUAAAUACUACAGCAUACAAUGACAUUCUAGACGAUUCUGUUUCCAACUUUGUGGCAACAGUUUGGGGAAGGCCCUUUCCUGUUUCAGUAUGACAAUGCCCCCGUGCACAAAGUGAGGUCCAUACAGAAAUGGUUUGUCGAGAUCGGUGUGGAAGAACUUGACUGGCCUGCACAGAGCCCUGACUCCAACCACAUCGAAGACCUUUGGGAUGAAUUGGAAUGCCAACUGCGAGCCAGGCCUAAUCGCCCAAUAUCAGAGUCUAACCUCACUAAUGCUCUUGUGGCUGAAUGGAAGCAAGUCCCCGCAGCAAUGUUCCAACAUCUAGUGGAAAACCUCCAUAUUAAUGCCCAUGAUUUUGGAAUGAGAUUUUCGACAAGCAGGUGUCCACAUACCAUGGAGUGACGCGGCUUGUGGUCCUGAGGGUCUUGUUGUAUGUAAUACUGUAGUAGCCGACAUGGGACUGUAGCCGACAUGGGACUCAAAUAACUACACAUUUAGAUCUUGGAACUCAUGUCCUCUGGGCUUGAACCUCCCUCUCCUCCCCUCCACCCUCUCUCUCCUCCCCUCCCCUCCCCCUCUUCCCAGGUGGUCUGUAUGUUGGUGACCGCCCACCCCAACCUGAUGAGCAGCCACGGGACAAGGCGCCACACGCCCCUGCACCUGGCCGCCCGCAACGGGCACCACUCAGCCGUGCACACCUUGCUGGAGGCCGGCAUGGACGUCAACUCCCAGGUCAGCGGUCUAGGGGUCAGGGUCACUGUGGAGUCGGUGUUGAGGGGGUAGGUGGAUGGGUUAGGAGGGGGGUGAGGAAUGAGGUCGUAGGUUAGCUUUUAUUCUGCAGGUGUGUUGUUAGAUUGGAGGGUCACUCUGCGUUUAUACUUCAAUGCAACAUGUUCUUCUGUAGAGGGAUGUGAAGAGAGGAGAGCUAAAGGUCAACUCAACAUUGAAGGAAAACUCCACCCCAUCUUUUGGUAUUUGUUUCAUUACUCCAUUGUUGACAUAGUCCGAAAAUGUUUUGCUUGUCAGCAAUCAAGCUUUCAAGAUAUGUAACUUUCAAAAUACAGAAAUCAUCCUUGUAUGAUUCAUUUUGCAUCAUAUGAUGCAUCAUACGGGGACAAUAUCUAUACUCAGAGGUAGUCCUGGUUAAAUCAGGCUUCAGCUUUGUUUGUUACAUUUCUCUUCCCUCCUGCAGAUGUUGCUCCAAGACGAGAGCUUAGUGCCAGUAAAUCUGACCGUCUCUUUAGCUCAAGAUACCGCUCCCUCCUCUCUCCUUGUAAUAAAUGUUUAAAGCCUGUCUCCUGUGUUUUUAAUGAGUUAGUACAGUAUCUAAGGAUAAUCUUCCUUCUACUCAACCUCUUUCUGAAUGGUAUUGCGGCAAUAUUAGCAGAACUAAGCAACACACAGCAACGCAUAGCAACAGCAACACACAGUGUGUGUGUGUGUGUGUGUGAGGGGCGGUCGGAGUAGGUCAAGAAUGAGUUUGAGAUGUGUGUGUUGUCUUCAGCACUCAAUGGUCAUACAUACAGUAUUGCACUGUGUGUGUGUGAUUGCUUCAGAUACAGAACACGUGUGUGUGUGUGUGUGAGGUGUAGAAUGAUGUGGUGAUUGAAAUAAGUGAAUAUUUGAAGGGGAACAGAGAGAGAGAGAAAAGAGAGUAGUAAGGGGUGUUCCUGAGUUCACACACCCUCUCUCUACUCCCCUCCCUCUCUCUCUCUCUCCUCUCUCUCUCUCUCUGCCUCCUCCCCUUCUCUCUCUCUCUCUCUCUCUCUGCCUCCUCCCCUUCUCUCUCUCCUCCCCUCCCCUCCCCUCUCUCUCUCUCUCCUCCCCUCUCGCUCUCUGCCUCCUCCCCUCCCCUCUCUCUCUUACUCCCUCCUCCCCUCUCCUUCUCUCUCUCUCUUCUCCCCUCCUAUCUCUCUCUCUCUCCAUCUCUCUCUCCUCCUCUCUCUUCUCUCUCCUCCUCUCCCUUUCUCUCUCUCUCCCUUUCUCCAUCUCUCUCUCCAUCUCUCUCUCUCUCUCUCUCCAAAGCUACACUGUCAUAUUUGUCAGAUCUGUGCUUUGACAUUAAGGAGUGGAAGGAACGUACACGUCCCACAGAUGGUGGGGUUGUUGUAAAUAGCAGUGUGUGUGUGUGUGUCAGUGCCUAGUAAAAUAAUUACAUUCAAGCCCAUCGUUCGAAUGAAUAAUGUAUAAGGAUAUCUCUCUCUCUCUCUCUCUCUCUCUCUCUCUCUCUCUCUCUCUCUCUCUCUCUCUCUCUCUCUCUCUCUCUUUCUCUCUCCUUUAUCUCUCAUUCUCUCUCUCCAUCUCUCUACUGAUGAGGGGAUUCCCUAUGGAGAGACCUGCUGCUCUGUAGGCAGGUAGAGAACCAAGGGCAAAAGUUGAGCCCAUGGAUAUAAAACAACCCCCCCCCCCCCGACACACAAACACACACCUUUAUACUUCUUCAAGCUGUAAAGUAUGUGAAGUGAAUCUGAAACUAACUGAGAGUCAAACUGUAUUGAAAGGCCCCGAGUGGCACAGCGGUCUAAGGCACUGCAUCACAGUGCUGAGGCACCACUACAGCCUGGGGUUCAAUCACAGGCUGUGUCACAGCCGGCCAUUACCGGGAGCCCAAUAGGGCGGUGUACAAUUGGCCCAGCACCGUCAAGGUUAGGGGAGGGUUUGGCCGGGGGGCUUUCCUUGGCUCAUCCUGAUCUAGUGACUCCUUGUGGCAGGCCAGGCGCCUGCAUGCUAGUUCUGAGCGAUUAAUCGACAUUUCUUAUUUUUUCUGGUUAUUAAACAACUAAUUGACCGACGUCGGUUCAAUUACUUGAAUUCCAUUUAGUUCAGGUUUUUUGUGAGCCCAACAUGCCAUUUCUCUAAAGAGAAAUCAAAUCAUUCACGAGAGAAAUCUAAGAAAUCAAGUCAAGAACUAUGUGGGACGCUGGGCUGAAGGGAGUUGUGGUUUUCAUUAAGCAAAUAUUCAAUCUAGAUCAGUGCAGAAACGUGGUAAUUAACUACACUGACCAUAAUCCAUUUCGGCAGUUUUUUCCAGAUCAGAGAGGAACAAGCGAAGCGAGAGGUUUCACUCUCGCCAAAAUCUGUCCAAAAUAUGCCUAAUGUGUUUCUAUGGGCUUAUUUUGGACCUAAACUUGUCGCCUACCUUCCCGCCUUUGGGACUACGACACCCAUUGUUAGGGCGGAGACGUGCGUCGCGUCAUUGUAUACAGGUCUCUGGAUAGAGACAAUGGAAUAUUUUCAAUGUUUUGGCAAUUGAAUGUUCACUUUUUGGCUUUGGAAUUUCCAUAAAAAAGCUCUAAAAUCAUUGUAAUUUCAUAUUACAUUUAAUGUAAAGAAAAUAAUAAUCCGAAAACUGUGAUUAUUUUUGAAUAAUCAAACCGAACCGACUUCAAAAAGCACUAAUCGCUCAGCACUACUGCAAGCUGACUUUGGUCAUCAGUCGAACAGUGUUUCCUCCGACACAAUGGUGUGGCUGACUUCCAGGUUAAGCGAGCAGUGUGUUAAGAAGUAGCGCGGCUAGGUGGGUCAUGUUUUCGGAUUUGCAGCGAUGAGACAGGGUCGUAACUAGCAAUGGGAGAAAAUAGGUUGAAAAACUAUAAAGAAAGGCCCAACACCAAAGAAAGAAAGGCCCAACACCAAAACAAACCCCCCCCUCAGUCUUCAGUCAAACAGCCACCUCAAUUCCUGAAAGCGCAGCGAGAGUGAAUCGAUUUCCUCAUUUUCCGGUGACAUCACCAACUAAUCGCCAUGGGAAAUGACACAGGAAAGGGUUUGAGGGGGGAGUGGGGGAGGGUCCGGCGGUUUGGUUUCCUGUCCCUCGAUGUAUGUGUGUGUGUUCCCUCCAAACUCAUCGCCCAGUCACCUCUAGUUCCAUGUCACCGUGGGUUGUGAAACUUUUUGCCUGUUCUCGAUUUGGAUCUUUUUACGUUUUUGACCUGGUCUUCUGGGUUCUGUGGUAUUGGAUGUUCACAUGCCCUUUCAUUGGCAUCUUUGACCUUUGAACCGUAAGGGUCAGUCAGACUCACCUGGAUUGUGUGUGUGGGAACACAGGAGGUGCAGUUCUGGGUUUUGAUUGGUCGAUGUGUUGGAUUUUUGGAGUCUUUCUUAGCUGCGUUGAUAAUACCUUGGUGAUAGAGGAAAGAGAAGGUAUAGUACACACACACACACACACACACACACACACACACACACACACACACAGCAGGCUUGUUGAGUUUAGUCACAAGGCAGGAGCCUGGCUGGGUGUUAGUCUGAGAGAUCCAGCUAAGGUCAGAGGUACUGUAACACACAGGGAGUGUGUGUGUGUGUCUUUGUGUCUCUGUGUGUUUUUAAAAUGCUUGUCUAAGUAAUCACAGUUACUGUACACUAAAUAUUUGAUGGCUAUGAAAAUCCCACAAGUUGACGUCCUCUCCCACAGUUUCUAUGCAAAGCAAUGUAUUCUACAGGGGCUAAUGCGCACUAGCAUCCAGGCCAUAUGGAGCGGGAGGAAACUGGGGUUUGUAUUUGUAAUGGGACGUUUCCACAUGGGGCUCUGUGUACAAAGAGUUAUCUUGUGCAAUGUCUUGAAAUCAAUGUUUUCUUUCUAUCUUCUUCUCUCUUUCUUCUCUCUCCCGCAUCACUCUCCCCUCUCUUGCCUUCGAUUAUUUGGUCUCCUCCUCUUUCUCUCUUACCCCCCCCCACCUCUCUCUCUUUCUCUCUCUCAGACGGAGAAUGGCAGUGCUCUCCACGAGGCAGCUCUCUAUGGGAAGAUGGAUGUGGUUCGGCUGCUGCUAGACUCAGGUGGGUGUCAUGAGGGAGUCCAUGUACCCCCCCAUACCUCUGUCCUUGUUCCUGUUCUUAUGUGUACGUGCCUGUGUGCAAACCUGCCCCAUGUAUUUACCCCAAUACUGCUGCUAAUCUAUCUAACAGUAUGUACAUGUUCUGUUCUGGAGAUAUCAGCAGCACUAGAGAUCCGUCCUGCCAUAUUUAGUAAUCCACUGUAUUGAUGCUAUUCUGGGUUGGCUAACACAGUGUUAGCUCAAGGGCUCCGGGAUUAGUUGAAUAAGGUGUGUUAGGUGCUGGGCUGGAACAAAAAUGUGCGCCCCCCCCAGAGGUCAGUCAGAAACUUGAGAAACACUGGGCUACGAGUUAGAUGCUCAUCCUGGGUCCGUUUUUCAUUUCCCCCACUAGUGGUUAAGGCUAGGAUUCAUGGAGGGAAAGCUGAUCCUAAAUCUGUACGUAGGUAAACUUCACCCCAGAAGCAGGGUAUAUAAUGUACACAUGCUAUGUAUAGAAGCAAUAUAAUCAUGUUUCAUAGCUGUGCUGUCAUGCCCCUCUGUGUGUGUGUGUGCAUAUAUAUAUAUAUAUAUAUAUAUAUAUAUAUAUAUAUAGAGAGAGAGAGAGAUGUGUGUGUAUAUAUAUAUAUAUAUAUACACACAGUGGGGAGAACAAGUAUUUGAUACACUGCCGAUUUUGCAGGUUUUCCUACUUACAAAGCAUGUAGAGGUCUGUAAUUUUUAUCAUAGGUACACUUCAACUGUGAGAGACGGAAUCUAAAACAAAAAUCCAGAAAAUCACAUUGUAUGAUUUUUAAGUAAAUAAUUUGCAUUUUAUUGCAUGACAUAAGUAUUUGAUACAUUAGAAAAGCAGAACUUAAUAUUUGGUACAGAAACCUUUGUUUGCAAUUACAGAGAUCAUACGUUUCCUGUAGGUCUUGACCAGGUUUGCACACACUGCAGCAGGGAUUUUGGCCCACACCUCCAUACAGACCUUCUCCAGAUCCUUCAGGUUUCGGGGCUAUCGCUGGGCAAUACGGACUUUCAGCUCCCUCCAAAGAUUUUCUAUUGGGUUCAGGUCUGGAGACUGGCUAGGCCACUCCAGGACCUUGAGAUGCUUCUUACGGAGCCACUCCUUAGUUGCCCUGGCUGUGUGUUUCGGGUCGUUGUCAUGCUGGAAGACCCAUCCACGACCCAUCUUCAAUGCUCUUACUGAGGGAAGGAGGUUGUUGGCCAAGAUCUCGCGAUACAUGGCCCCAUCCAUCCUCCCCUCAAUACGGUGCAGUCGUCCUGUCCCCUUUGCAGAAAAGCAUCCCCAAAGAAUGAUGUUUCCACCUCCAUGCUUCAUGGUUGGGAUGGUGUUCUUGGGGUUGUACUCAUCCUUCUUCUUCCUCCAAACACGGCGAGUGGAGUUUAGACCAAAAAGCUCUAUUUUUGUCUCAUCAGACCACAUGACCUUCUCCCAUUCCUCCUCUGGAUCAUCAAGAUGGUCAUUGGCAAACUUCAGACGGGCCUGGACAUGCGCUGGCUUGAGCAGGGGGACCUUGCGUGCGCUGCAGGAUUUUAAUCCAUGACGGCGUAGUGUGUUACUAAUGGUUUUCUUUGAGACUGUGGUCCCAGCUCUCUUCAAGUCAUUGACCAGGUCCUGCCGUGUAGUUCUGGGCUGAUCCCUCACCUUCCUCAUGAUCAUUGAUGCCCCAUGAGGUGAGAUCUUGCAUAGAGCCCCAGACCGAGGGUGAUUGACCGUCAUCUUGAACUUCUUCCAUUUUCUAAUAAUUGCGCCAACAGUUGUUGCCUUCUCACCAAGCUGCUUGCCUAUUGUCCUGUAGCCCAUCCCAGCCUUGUGCAGGUCUACAAUUUUAUCCCUGAUGUCCUUACACAGCUCUCGUCUUGGCCAUUGUGGAGAGGUUGGAGUCUGUUUGAUUGAGUGUGUGGACAGGUGUCUUUUAUACAGGUAACGAGUUCAAACAGGUGCAGUUAAUACAGGUAAUGAGUGGAGAACAGGAGGGCUUCUUAAAGAAAAACUAACAGGUCUGUGAGAGCCGGAAUUCUUACUGGUUGGUAGGUGAUCAAAUACUUAUGUCAUGCAAUAAAAUGCAAAUUAAUUACUUAAAAAUCAUACAAUGUGAUUUUCUGACACAGUUGAAGUGUACCUAUGAUAAAAAUUACAGACCUCUACAUGCUUUGUAAGUAGGAAAACCUGCAAAAUCGGCAGUGUAUCAAAUACUUGUUCUCCCCACUGUAUAUAUAUAUAUAGAGAGAGAGGGGGACAGUAGAUUAAAUGUGUAGAGAGAGAGGGAGGGGGACAGUAGAUGAUAUGUAGAGAGAGACAGUAGAUGAUAUGGAGAGAUAGAGAGAGAGAUAUAGUAGAUGAUAUGGAGAGAGAGAGAGAUAGUAGAUAAUAUGGAGAGAGAGAGACAGUAGAUGAUAUGGAGAGAGAGAGAGAGAUAUAUAUGUAUAUAUAUAUACUCAUAAACAGAUCAAUAUUGUUGACAAGUUUAUAAUAGGCAAACUCAACCCUUAGUCUCGCUGCCAACAUUCCCUCCAGCAUUCCCACCACAUCCACAGACCCCUGUCCCCGAAUACUGUUCUUUCGGGUCUUCCAUAUCGCUAAUUUUGCUGCCCCUAACACAAAAUUAAGCAACACAACUACACCUUUUUGACUAAACCUGUACUUUGGCCCAAAUAUAUACAGUUGGGAAGAGAAAACCUCUCCCAACGUUGAGAACCAAUUAGUGAUCAGGUCAGUCAUCCCGACCAACCUGGGACACUGUAAAAAUAGAUGUGCCAGAGUUUCAGACUCAGCGCAGAAUGGACACCCCUCCCCAACAGUAGGAUCCAGGUGUACCAGAUACAUGUUGGUGGCUAUGGCUCCAUGUAUUAUCCUCCAUUGGAGGUCAGCUGUCCUCUUAUCAAUAGGCAGUUUGUAUAAUGAUCGCCAACAGCCUUUUGGGGAGGCACCUGGACCAAGCACACCCGCCCACCUCGUCGAUUUUACCCCUUCCAGGGAAGAGGCAUGGGACACCUUUACACAUAUUCUGUACAUGGCCUUCUUUCCCACCUCCUUGAACUCCCCCAGCUCCGGGGUAUCGAAGGAAAGCAGCAUCCCCACGUCCUCCUCGAAUGCCCCCGCCGCAGCACUAACAAUCAGUGCAGGGAACACAUAAUCCAGACAUCCCUUCCACCGAUCAGAAUUGGAAGUGUCAGUCACAUACUGCAGAUGAAGUACUGGCAAGGAGUCACAGACCUCAGCGACGACCUUCCUCAGUAGGCGAGACGAUCGGAUCCCCCCUCUUUCUCCCAGCUCCUCCAACGACCUAUUCCUGUUCCGCAUCAGAUGACCCAGCUUAGUACACCCCACGCCUAACAGGCAUGAACGUAGGCUAGCUGAACCCAGAACACGGGACUGGAUGGCAGUGUUGUGAAAAAGAGGCUCUUCAAAAAGCCACAUCCCUGGUGGAGUGAGGCCAGGCAACACACCCCCCUCCAGCUUUAAGAGGAAAAGGUGCUUGUCUAAGCCCAAACAGCCCGCUCUCCUCAUCAAUGUGUAGGCUGUGUCAACCCAGCUAGAACUGUCACUGUACAACAGUCUCUGGGCUGCUUGAAGCCGGAAAGCCAUGAUCCUAGAGGAAAUGUCCAGCAGGCCUUGCCCACCCUCGUGCAGUGGCAGGUACAGGGCUGCAGCUUUAAUCCAGUGUUGUCCAGACCAGAAGAAAUUGACAAGGGUCCUCUGAAGCUCUUGUAUCAGACCCUUUGGUGGCUGCAAAAUCAUUAGUCUGUGCCACAGGGUAGAGGCAGCAAGAUUAUUAGCUACCUGUACCCUUCCCCUAUAAGACAGCUGGGGCAGCACCCAUUUCCAUCUUGACAGUCUGGCACACACUUUCUCCACUACACCCUCCCAGUUCUUUUUCUGAAAGACAUCGGAGCCUAGAAAACCCCCCAAAGUCUUCAUCCCAUCUCUGCCCCACUGAAGCCCCCCUGGUAACCGUGGAGUGGACCCCAUCUGAAGCUGACCUUCCCACAGCGCUUCACUCUUUCCCCAAUUGACUCUAGCUGAGGAGGCCCCCUCAUACACCUUUAAAGCGUUUGAGAGAACCUUACUGGUUUCUCUGUGCCAGGUGUAAUGAAGGGUCCCACGAUAGCACUGUCUGCGUAUGCAGACGACGUGACAGUUUUUAUUACAGGGGGUGAGGAUGUUAAGCUUCGCUCUUAAAAAACAAAGCAUUGGUUCAAUCGCCAGACUAUAUAACUGCCCUGAAAUUGGGCAUCCCUGCCUGAUGCCCCUUUGGACAGGGAUGGGGCAACUCAAACCACCCCCCACCUUCACCAUACACGAGGCCCCAGCAUACAGUAAAUUCAUCCAAGACAAAAAAACAUCCCCAAACCCAAAGGCUUUCAUUGUUUUAAACAAGUACUGAUGGUCCACACGAUCAAAAGCCUUCUCCUGAUCCAAAGAAAGUAAACCCACAUUUACAUCAGACAGUUUACAAAUGUCUAAAACAUCUCUUAUUAGAAACAAGUUGUCAACAAUAGAGCAAUCAGGUACACAGUAGGACUGGUCCUUGUGGACCAACAAUCCAAGAUACUAUUUCAACCUGUUUGAGAGACAUUUAGAAACAAUUUUAGAUUCUGCACACAGCAACGCAACAGGUCUCCAAUUUUUUAUGAGAGCCAAAUCCCCCUUUUUUGGCAACAGUGAAAGUACCGCACGUUGACAAGAUACAGGAAGAGAGCCCUCAUGAAAAGAUUCACACACCACUUCAUAAAAAUCCUCCCCAAUAGACCCCCAAAAAUGCUUAUAAAACUCAGAUGGUAAACCAUCAAUGCCAGGGGCUCGGCCUGUUGAGAGCUGCAUAACUGCUGUGGACAGCUCUUGCAGUGUAAUGUCAGAGUCCAAUACGACUCUUUGCUCAGGUCCCAAUUGAGGAAGACCAUGUAACAACUGUUCAGUACACAGAGAGUCACAAUCCUCCGCCUUAUAGAGGGCAGAGUAGAAAUCCACGGCAUGUUGACGCAUUUCACUGUCAUCCGUGGUCACCUUCCCAUCAGGGAGACGAAGGCAGACCAUCUGUUUACGUUGCAAUGUCGACUGUCCUAGGUAAAAAAAAAAGCACUAGGUGCAUCCAUAUCCUUGAGGGAAGCGAAACGAGACCUAAUCAAGGCACCCUUCACUCUUUCAUGCAGAAACAACCUCAGUUCAUGUUUCUUGUCCUGUAAAUUCAUGACUAGUCCGGGGUCAUUCUGAGUGAGCAACUUCAAUUCAAUAGAUUUGAUGUCCUGUUCAAGGGCCCUGAUAGUCUCUUUAACUUCAAUUCGAGACAGAGCAGUAUACUGUUGACAAAAUAAUUGUAUUUGGGCCUUCCCAACCUCUCACCAUUGUCUAAAGGACUCAAAAUUCCCUUUUGUAACCCUCCAUUUUUCCCAAAACAACAAAAACCUUUCACAAAACAUGACAUCAUGUAACUAUUUAACAUUAAAAUACCAAUAAGAUGAUGACCUUCGUGGACAGGACAAGUGAAUAUCAACAGUGACAAUAUGGUGAUCAGAGAAACCCACAGGAGUAAUGUCACACCUUCCAACCCUACUACAGUAUUGCUCAGAUACAUACAACCUGUCUAACCUUGCUGCACUGACAUGACCUUCAUUAACUUUUAGCCAUGUGUACUGCCUAACUUUUGCAUUCCUUACUCUCCACACAUCAGAAAGCUCAAACUCAGUUAACAGACCAGACAGGCAAGUGGCUGACCGCAGGUGAGGUUCUUCAGCGGUGCGAUCAACAGUAAAAUCCACUGUACAGUUCCAUUCCCCUCCUAAAACCAUACACCCCUCUUGGUCACACUGUCUUAAGGUUUCCUUUAUUUUAUCAAAACCAACAAUACGCUCUGUACCCUCAUUAGGAGCAUAAACAUUCAAAAAAAAACUAACAAAAACCUCAUAUCAUCCACCUUGACCAAUAAAACCCGACCCUUGACAAUCUCUGUUGUAGAUACCACAGUCACCCCUAAGCUUGAAGAAAACAAGAAUGCCACCCCAGCACUGAAAUUAGUACCAUGACUGAGUAUAUGCUGCCCCUCCCACCACAUACCCCAGUCAACCUCAUUUUCCUCAUCACUAUGUGUCUCCUGUAGGAAAACUACAUUAAUUAAUUAAUUAACAUUAAGCCUUUUCUGUUUUAUUACUUCUAAUACCCAAGCCCUCUUAUUCCUGUCCCUUCCUCCAUUAAUAUUGAGAGAACCUACCCUUAGUAUCUCCAUAUAGAAAAGAAAAAGGAAAAGCAGAAGAUACCACAGAGAAACCAGACAAAGAGAAUAAAACACCCUAUGAGGCAUAAUCAUCAGCAUUAUUUAAAUGUUCUCUUAACCUGACCACGUUUCCCACCACCUUUUGCUGCUGCAACAGCAGUAACACAUUUCCUCAAGCAAAACCGCUUCUUCUCACUCAACUGGUCUAACCCCACUGUCUUCUGUAACAUCACAGCUGACCUCACAAAUUUAUCAACAUCAACAUAAUCUGCCAAUUUGACAGAUUUCCCAAAAGUCUGAUCCAGAAACCCAUUUACCUUCUCUAGAUCAUAAAUAGAGUCCUCACCAGCUGAUAUCGUAUCAAGAGAGAUAUCCAUACCUUCUCCUGAUCCUCCUCAACUGAGGCCACAGACCACUGACUCCCCUCUACCACAUCCCUUUCAACACUCCCCACUUGCACCCCAUCACUCGUACCAGGCAUCUCCUCCACUACCUGGGAGACUAGCCCCACCUGAACCCCAUUACUCGUAGUGGGCAUCUCCUCCACUACCUGGGAGCCUAGCUCCACAUGAACCCCCUCCUGUACCCUAUUACUCGUAGUGGGCAUCUCCUCCACUGCCUGGGAGCCUAGCUCCACAUGAACCCCCUCCUGUACCCCAGCACUCAUAGUGGGCACCUCCUCACCACUCUGAGGAAAUGGCUCUUCAGAUCCAUCCUUACCUUCUACAACAAUAUUUUUCUGCUGCAUAACAUUUCCCUCUGGUACAAGUUGCAUCUCUGUGCCCUCAACACGGACAACUUGUUCCUCAGCAACAGAUGCUUGUGGCUGCUCUACGCUCUACCCCCCUGUCAGCCCACCUCUUCCCUACAUCAGUGGGCCCCAGGCGUUACGAGGACCACCUGCGCCCCCUCCCUCUGCCUUCUCCCUUUUCGGGCAAGCAUAUCGCUUAUGACCAACAUCCCCACACUCAAACACAGUUGACUACCCAUACUACAUAAGCCAUAUAACGUCUAUUGUCAUACCUUUAUCAGUCAAACCGAUAACUCCAAAGUCUGCUCCGGUGAGUCCAAAAACAUAAACACCUGCGCCGAAACGACAUAACCUGUUUCAACGCCGGGUGUUGCAACCCAACGGGACAACCUAAUUGAACUUGCAAGCUUCCCAAAGCGCAAUAACUCGCGCUCCAAUAGCUCAUUUGGAUAAACGGCGGUUACAUUUGAAAUCGUUUAACCCUUGUUGACGGAGAAAAAAGCGGCGUACUUGAAUAAACAUUCAUUUAAGAAGUACGCCAAUGCUCAACCAAUACGAUCAACAAGGCGCUCUUCUUUAAGAAAUACCACCAACCCGCUUUUAUGCAUCCGUGACGCAUCAACAUUCUCAGAUCCUACCUUCUCCUAUCCCUACGGCGACCAGAAAACUCCUCCACCGUGACAGUAGCUUCGUAACACACCUAAAGCCGUGCCGAAGUGAGAGGGACGGCGUCCCCAUUCGGCCGCCAUCCCCACCAAAAUCAGGAUAAUUUCGACAAGAAAACAAUAUACUUUAUUCUACCACAACAGAAAAUAGAAAUAAUACCUUAAUCAUGCUAGAAGAAAAAAGGAUAUCACCAAGAAAAGGAAAACCGAAAGAAAACCCAGGAUAUCUAACGCUACACAACACUCGCACUUAGCACUCACUCAAACAAUUCCCAGCAUGCACCAAACAUCAGGGAUAAAAUUGUAGACCUGCAAAAGGCUGGGAUGGGCUACAGGACAAUAGGCAAGCACUUGGUGAGAAGCCAACAACUGUUGGCGGCGAUUAUUCGAAAUGGAAGAAGUUCAAGAUGACGGGUCCAUCACCCUCGUUCUGGGCUCCAUGCAAGAUCUCACCUCGUGGGGCAUCAAUGAUCAUGAGGAAGGUGAGGGAUCAGCCCAGAACUACAACGGCAGGACCUGGUCAAUGACCUGAAGAGAGCUGGGACCACAGUCUCAAAGAAAACCAUUAGUAAACACACUACGCCGUCAUGGAUUAAAAUCCUGCAGCGCACGCAAGGUCCCCCUGCUCAAGCCAGCGCAUGUCCAGGCCCGUCUGAAGUUUUGCCAAUGACCAAGCUGGAUGAUCCAGAGGAGAAUGGGAGAAGGUCAUGUGGUCUGAUGAGACAAAAAUAUAGCUUUUGGUCUAAACUCCACUCGCUGUGUUUGGAGGAAGAAAAGGAUGAGUACAACCCCAAGAACACCAUCCCAACCGUGAAGCAUGGAGGUGGAAAACAUCUUCUUUGGGGGCCCUUUUUUUUCAAAGGGGGCAGGAAAGGGCCGCCAACCCAUUGAGGGGGAGGAGGAUGGGGCCCCUGUACGCGAAAAGAAUAAAAAAAAAAUUUGAUUUAGAGAGAGGGCAGUAUAUGAAUUUGGGGAGAUAAAAGAGGAGAGGAUAGUUUUGAGGGUAUUUCGAGAGAGAGGGCAUAGAUAUAUGGAGAGAGAGAGGGAGAGAGAGAGAGAGGAGAGGAUAAUAAGAAAGGGGGGAGAGAGGAGAGACAAA
Coregonus sp. 'balchen' is the source of this 66810-nucleotide messenger RNA. The record is from the annotation of a GenBank genome assembly. NCBI's taxonomy places the organism in Eukaryota, Metazoa, Chordata, Actinopteri, Salmoniformes, Salmonidae.